Podarcis lilfordi (Lilford's wall lizard) is the source of this 84005-nucleotide messenger RNA. Lineage: Eukaryota; Metazoa; Chordata; Lepidosauria; Squamata; Lacertidae. The record is from the annotation of a GenBank genome assembly.
GUCCCUUAGUGGGGAGGAAAGAGGGUGCGGUUAUGCCUUCCUCUCAUCAUAAAUUACAUGCAAAUGCCUUUUGUGCCUCCGCUCCUAUAUAUGUGAGUGCCUGUGUCUUUCACACAAGCAAGCGCAGGGUCCAGAGAGGACCUGUGCCUUUAAUUUGCCAACUGCAAAACUACAGAGUCUGUGCCUUGAAGGCAUCCCAUUACAGUGGAAUGAGCUAAGGAUCUACUCAGCUAUAUAAACCAGCAGAAACUGCUUACUCCAACCAGAGUUUGCCUUACUGUCAAACAUUCUCCCUCCCUCUCUUUUUCCCCUCUCUCUGUCUUUCUCUCUCUGACUUGUCCCGUCUAUACCAUAGAUGGGACAAGUUUUCUGAUUUUUUUUCCCUCAAGACAGAAGCGGACAAGAGUAAAGCAUCCUAUUUAUCCCCUGGAGACUUGACACACCACAAGGAACUAACACAUAUCAAAGGCAAGCAGGUAAGUCUUCUCUCCAACAUUGAGCAUGGCAUUUUUCAGGGGAUGGAAAAGUAAAUGUUUUAGAAUAGGUUCCAUUCUUUUAUGGUUCUUUUUUUCUGAGUUGCUGGAGUUUGGACCUGGAGAUGCUUUUGAGAUUACUAGGUGAUUUAGAUAUAGAUGAUACAGAUAUAGAUAUAGAUAUGCAGAAAUUUAAAAGUUUGUUUAUUUUGUGUAAUGCCAGAUGGGAUCAGAUCUGUGUUUCUAUGGUGUUUUCAGUGGAUGCAUAAAUUAGCCAAUGAAUGAAUGAGAGAUGAAGGCAUGCUAAUGGAGGGUGUACAUGCACACACACAGGCACACACACCCCAAUUAAAGUAGCAAAGCAAACACACAAUGAAAAUGGCAAGUGAGGAUGGGGAAAUGGGGGUUAUUCAUGUUUCUGAGACUUCAAGGGGUGAUGGAGAUUAACUGAUAGCAUUGGGAAUGUAACCUUUUAAAGAUGCAAAUGAACCUUGUUCAUUGGAAAGAAAGAAAGAAAGAAAGAAAGAAAGAAAGAAAGAAGCCCAUCUUGUGUUUGGCGGUGGAUUCCAAUUUCUUCCUUAAAUGUGUGCGCCUGGCUUCCAGACCAAAAAAUUUAAAGGCAAAGUUCAGCAUGUAUCUUUCUUUCAUUUGGCUAUUGAAAACAGAGGGUGAUCUGUGCCAGAGGAUGGAAAAUGCUUCUCUUCUCCCACCUCUCCACAGCUCUUGAAGCAAGCUGCUUUUUUUCCACACUGAGCCGCCUAUCACUCUGAUAGUUUUAUUCAUCUCUACACUUUUCUGUGCAUCAGCUGGCUGAAUAGUGCAUUUGUGCAAGCAUGGGAUCUCAUGAGUUGAAUGAGAAGAAAAAUGGAUCUGUAACCCUUGGCUUGGCUAAGUAGCUGGAUCUAGCUUCUCAACUUGCCAGCUACAUGCAGUUGUAUAAUAUCUUUCAGGACAGGCUGUAGGUUUUUAUUAAUGGAACAUUUUCUUGCCCGCUUUCCCAAGUACUUCAGAAGUCUUGUGUGAUGUAGUAUGGAUCUGAGGCUGGCUGGUCCUAUUUCAUUCAGAAGCCAUACCCACUGGGUUGGAUUCAACAAUUCUACUUGGAGUAGACCCAUUGAAACUAUUGGACCUAAGUUAAGCAUGUCUAUGAUUUUCAAUGGGGAUCUGUUCUCCAUAUGGUUAAUAUUGUGUUCAGAAGGGUUUACUCUCAGCUAAGUGUGCUUAGGCUUACAGUUUUAAUUCAGAACUAUCACACAGUUAAAAAGCAUCAAUGCUGUAAAAUCCACUUUGAAGAUUGCGCUGAAUUCUGCCUAAAGUGAAAGUUGGAAUCUUAAAGGAAACUAUCAUAGGGUUUUUGAUAAGCUGCUUUUUCACAGAGGAGAGGUUGUUUUCGACUAUUAAAAUCUAAGCCAUUUAAAGUUGUAUUCCUAACUAAACACCCCAUCAGACAUAACAAAAAAUGUGUCUGAGGAAAUGCCUGAAGGAUCAUGUUGCAUCUACCACUCAGUCCCAUGGGAGAGAGAGCAGUAGCCUGACCUUAUGAGUGUUUGCUCCAAACUAACUCCCGGUUUGCUUAAUAGAAUUACUCUCAAUGAAGUAAGAUUAGAUUCACAACACUGCAGUCUUAAACACCAUGGAUGGGGAACUGGUUUCAGACUAAAAUAAUGAUAAAAUAAAGCUUCCCCACUCAGGCAAGCGGGGCUACACUGCACAACCUGCCUACCUGUGCAGGUGAAUCCCCCCAACACUGGGAGGUCAUUCAGCAAGGGGGCCAGGGACACAGCAGUGAGGCCAGGCUGGGCUCUAGGACCCAGAGACCCCCAGCAGGAGGCAGGGUGGGAUGGGGAUCCCUGCAUGAGGGUGCCUGGUUUGCACCCCCUCAACAUCAUGUGCUCAAGGCCAUGGCACCCCUGAUCCCGCCACGCUACACCCCUGCUUUGUACGGUAGACUAGUUUCACUCACACUUCCCUAUCUGUUUUCCACCCAGGCAACAAAAAGGCACCAUCCAAGUUUAAGGACAUAUCCCAGCUGGGGAGGCAGAGUCCGGGGGGGGGGGAUGCUCAAGGAAGGUAUGAUGUAAGGCUGGAAAGGGGAUAUGGCUGGGUAAAAGAAGUGUCACUGAGGACAGUGGCAAUGGUGGCCUCCAGCUAGCGAGGUCUAGAGGACUGCAUUUGGGAUAAGUCCCAUUAAACUCACUUCUGAGUAAAUGAAAAGAGGAUGCGCCAAGAACAUGCAUCAGAAUAGGCUGUGGGUUGUGCACGAGAAAGCACAUGGGACACACCAGCCAGAUUGCAACACAUUCAGCUUACAGCCCUCCUUGUAUCAGCUCCCACUUUCAGCAUCCCCUUAUGAGGAAGUCUGAAUACAACCCAGCCAGUAGCACAUUUAGGCUUCAACUUGACACACAGUUACCCGGGAACAAGUGCUAUUGAACUUAGUGCAGCUUACUCCUGACUGACUAGACUUGCCUGGGACUGCCAAGAAACUGCCUGGACAGAGGGGGGUGUGCACUUGCAACUCCCCCCCCCCCCCCCGCCUGCCAGCUCCUAUUUCACUACUGGGUCUUAUUUCAUCCCCUUGCAAGCACACACAAAGCACUAUGUAGUGCUCCCAGUGCUCCCAAUGGCUAUUGUUUUAAAGCAACUGGUAAUUUAUUUAUGGCACAGUCUUGGAUCAGCUUAAUGUGCUGAAAGUAUAACUGGUUCCACUUUUGCUGGGGAGAAAAUGCAACCCACUAAAAUAAGUAGUUCUAAAUAAUCUGAAGAGAUAAGCACUGGCAGGAUGGGAAUGUAACCUUAGCAGAGAAACAAUUUCCACACCUGGCUACCAGAGGUGGAACACAGGUUUACAAUGAGACCUCUCCUUCUUAAUGGGAUCCUACUUUCACACAAACAAUCAAUAUUUAGCAGGAGGAAUUACAAAACUCUUCAGGUUUAGAGUUCAGGUUGUGUUGGGAAGUAAUGCCCUGAAUACUGUAGAUUAGUUUAUAUAUUCAGUAGUACAGUUGGGACGUGGGUGGUGCUGUGGGUUAAACCACAGAGCCUAGGACUUGCUGAUCAGAAGGGUGGCAGUUCGUAAAAGGCGAAAGAUUUAUACGAUCUGAGGUGAAACCAGAGAGCAGUCCGAAAGCACGUCAAAGUGCAAGUAGAUAAAUAGGUACCGCUCUGGCGGGAAGGUAAACAGCGUUUCCGUGAGCUGCUCUGGUUCGCCAGAAGCAACUUAGUCAUGCUGGCCACAUGACCCAGAAGCUGUACGCCAGCUCCCUCUGCCAAUAAAGCGAGAUGAGCGCCGCAACCCCAGAGUCGGUCAUGACUGGACCUAAUGGUCAGGGGUCCCUUUACCUUUUCCUUUAGUACAGUUGGUCAAGGGGGCAGGACCAUUAUUUGUGCAGCAACAUCCAAAUGUGUAAUCAGCCUACCUAUUGUCUAGGUAGGUUGCCCUUGGAAAUGAGGUGGGUCAGAUAAGGAGGUGAUGGGACUAUCUUUAGAUCAGGGUUUCCCAAACUUGGGUCUCCAGCUGGUUUUGGACUUUAACUCCCUUCCCCCCUAGUUACCAGGACCAGUGGUCAGGGAUGAUGGGAAUCAUAGUCCAACAACAGCUAGAGACCUAAGUUUGGGAAACCUUUCAUUAGAUGCAUGAUUGGGUCAGAGAUUGCCUUUAUGGUCCUUCCAGCUAUGCAAUUUGGUAUGUCAGUCGAUAUGUUAGAAGAUGCAAAUCGAACAACCCUCCUAGCUGGGACUGUUCUGCUUUGAAAUGCCAGUGUAUUAGUCUGCAUGUUGAGAGUGGCCCCUUCAUGUAAAAAGCUAGCACAUCAAGAGAGGAGUUCUCAUGUUGGUUCUUCUUUACGUGCUAAUUUGCUGCGUGUCAGGAGAUUCUGAAGGGAGGGGAGGGAAUAAGAACUUGAGAGGGAAUAAAGUAGCUGCGAUCAAUUCCACCAUUUUUCAGACUUUAAGCUUUUGGCAUGAAUGGAAUAUUCUGGUGCAUACAGAAUCCACAAACUGGUUUAGUAUAUAUCAGAUUCAGAAACAGGAUGUGAGCCCUAAAGAUUUUGCUGAAUGAAAAGGCUAGUGAGAACCUCAUAAGCCUGCAAGGCUAGAAACACACAAUUUGCUUGUUGGAAUAUAAGCCCUCUCUGCUUUCUAAAGUUUAAAAGCGAUUUGCUUUAAGUUUCUGAAAAACUGUAAAACUACAUUUCUUUUACUAAUUUAUUUAUCAAUUUUCUAUCCUAUAUCUUCCUCCAAAAGAGACUGUAUAUUGGGGUGGGGGAACCUUUUCUGCCCAAGGGCCACAUGCUUUCUGGGUAAUUUUCUGGGGGUCACAUACCAGUGGUGGAUGGGGCGAGAAGGAAAAGUAGGCAGAGCAGCAAAUGUGAAUCUUACCAUUACACAGUAGACUGGUUUCUUUACCCUCACACAUCCCUCUCUGCCCUCCACCCAGGCAUGUAAGAGUCAUGAUCAGAGUUCAAAUCUAGCAAAGAAAACAAAAGGGGGAUGUGAAGUGAAGUCAGUGAGGGGAGUGACCUGGGAAAAGCAGGUGUGGCUGUGAAAGGUUGUGUGGUCUGGAAAGAAUCUCCAGGUGGCCUGAGGUUCCUCAACGCAAUUGGAAAUUAUGUCUUGCAAUCUCAUAAUUGAGGGUCAAGGAGGUGGAAAGAUGUGAGAUGAGGUAAAAGAAAUAAGCAGAGUGGGGUACUGUAAGCUCUAGUGGGGAUUUGGCCACAAGCUUCCAGAGUCCAAGAGACGUAUUCUUAAUGUCUGCUCCCAGAUAUUGGAACUCCCACCCUGGAGAAGCCAGACUGGCUCCUUCCUUGCUGUCCUUCCCCCGGAAGGUGAAGACUUUUAUGCUCCAACAGGCUUUUGGGGACUGGCUGCUUUUAAUUAAAGGGCUGGUGUUGUGCUGUUUUUAUUGUAAAUCCUGGUAUGUUUAAACAUAUUUAAUAUAGUUUAAAUUGUUGUUGUUGUUGUUGUUUAGUUGUGUCCAACUCUUCGUAACCCCAUGGACCAGAGCACGACAAGAACUCCUGUCUUCCACUGCCUCCCGCAGUUUGAUCAAACUCAUGUUAGUAGCUUCGAGAACACGGUCCAACCAUCUCCUCCUCUGUCAUCCCCUUCUCCUUGUGCCCUCCAUCUUUCCCAACAUCAGGGUCUUUUGCAAGGAAUCUUCUCUUCUCACGAGGUGGCCAAAGUAUUGGAGCCUCAGCUUCAGGAUCUGUCCUUCCAGUGAGCACUCAGGGCUGAUUUCCUUCAGAAUGGAUAGUUUGAUCUUCUUGCAGUCCAUGGGACUCUCAAGAGUUUCCUCCAGCACCAUAAUUCAAACGCAUCAAUUCUUUGGCGAUCAGCCUUCUUUAUGGUCCAGCUCUCACUUCCAUACAUCACUAAUAGGAAAACCAUAGCUUUAACUAUAUGGACCUUUGUCAGCAAGGUGAUGUCUCUGCUUUUUAAGAUGCUGUCUAGGUUUGUCAUCGCUUUUCUCCCAAGAAGCAGGCAUCUUUAAUUUCGUGACUGCUGUCACCACCUGCAGUUUAAAUAAUAUAUAGUUUUAAUUCUAUCAAUGUUUAAUUGUAUUUUAAUGAUUGAUUUUUCUGUUUUUAGCAGUUCUCAUUUUCAUCUGUAAGCCUUGAAUCCCAUCAGGGGAAAAGGUGGGGUAUAUAUAUUGUAAGGGACGCGGGUGGCGCCGUGGGUAAAACCUCAGUGCCUAGAGCUUGCCGAUCGCAUGGUCGGAGGUUCGAAUCCCCACGGCGGGGUGAGCUCCUGUCUUUCGCUCCCAGCUCCUGCCCACCUAGCAGUUUGAAAGCACCCCUAAGUGCAAGUAGAUAAAUAGGUACCGCUUUCUAGCGGGAAGGUAAACGGCGUUUCCGUGUGCUGCGCUGGUGCAGGCUCGCCAGAGCAGCUUCGUCACGCUGGCCACGUGACCCGGAAGUGUCUCCGGACAGCGCUGGCCCCCGGCCUCUUAAGUGAGAUGGGCGCACAACCCUAGAGUUGGACACGACUGGCCCGUAUGGGCAGGGGUACCUUUACCAUUAUAUAUUGUAAGCUGAUUAGUCCUUCUAGCCCAGGAUGCCCCCAUUAGUAGACAGCAAACAGCCCCUGAAUGAAACAGCAUCUCUUCCCUACUGCAGUUUCCAGCAACUGAGCCAUGUUUCAAAAGCAGCUGCUGAAGUUCAGAAAGCAACAGGAGGAAGUUGGGUGCAGGUAGCAACACAGCAGGGGUGAACAGGUGCUUGACUAGGCAGAACCUGAUAUAAGAUAAGGGUUGAUGGAAGCAGGUUGAUUAGGGUGGUAGUUGUAUCAGCUGUCUAAGUGCUAAGUCUCCUCAUGCUGCUGCCUUGAAUAGGGAUGGAGAGCAUGCUGCCCUUCAGAGGCUGCUAGACUAAUUUCCCGUGCAAUGUUCUACUUGCUUCUUCUUCUUUAAUUAGGUUUAUAUAGGAGAGUUGGAGGGACGGGAGCUGGAGCUAUCCACUCCCUCCACCACUUGUCUCAUUCACAUAUUACUAGUAUUGCAUAAAAGAGUAAAUAAAAAGAGGUUUCGUUGAUAAAGAAGAAAAUGUUUGUUUUUUUUAUUUACGCUUACUUCAUAUUUAGAAGGAUAGUUUUGAAUUCUAAGUCAACAUGGUGGAGCUACUUUCUCAUGGCUGUCUCCUGCAAGAGAGGUGGAAGGGGCGGAGCUUGCGAGUUUGGCAGGAAACCACAUAGGGGAAAAUACACUGUCUCUUGCUCUCAAUGCUGCCCUCUGCUGACUGUGGGCUUGCAAGGUUGCUAACACCUAACAUUCUCAGGACAUUUCUGACCUUAGGGAUGCAUGGUAUCACUUUGGCUAAAGGUGUCCAAAUGGACUUCGAAUUGAGGAUGGGAGGGAAAUGUAGUGUGGUUCACAUUCUAAUGAAAACCUGCUUCAUCUGCACUUCAUGAAAUACAGUGGUGCCUCGCAAGACGAAAUUAAUCCGUUCCGCGAGAGUCUUCGUCUAGCGGUUUUUUCGUCUUGCGAAGCAACCCUAUUAGCGGCUUAACGGAUUAGCGCUAUUAGCGGUUUAGCGGCUAUUAAAGGCUUAAAGGCUUAGGGGAUUAGCUGCUAAAAGGCUAUUAAAGGCUAUUAAAGGCUUAGCAGAUUAGAUAAAGGGGGGGAAAGCGAAAAAAAAAUCUCAAGACUCGCAAGACAUUUUCGUCUUGCGAAGCAAGCCCAUAGGGGAAUUCGUCCUGCGAAGCAACUCAAAAACGGAAAACCCUUUCGUCUAGCGGGUUUUCCGUCUUGCGAGGCAUUCGUCUUGCGGGGCACCACUGUAAUGCACAAACUUAAAUGUGUCUCCCCUGAAUUUUGCAAACUGUUCCUCAAGAUUUCCUUCCCCAAAAGUGGAUUGCUCUGGUAACAUGGCAAUUGGAGGCAAGAUGUAGGCAACACCAGCAAAUUCCCCUCAGGGGACACACUGGUGAAGCAGCACCAAGCAAGAUUGAACCCUCCUGUCUGUUGCAUGGCUGGUGGAUGGGGAAGGAGGAAGCUCCUGCCCCUAUGUUUAAUUAGGGUUUAAAAAUCCUAUUAAACAUUUGCCCCACACCCAAAUUGAUUUGAGGGUGGAUCUUGGAUUCCUCAGGUUGGCCUGGAUUGGGUCAAGUGGGUGGGGAACGGUGCACAGUGUUAGUUUUCGGAGCUAGAGUUUGACACAGACAUGACUGCUAACCAAAAAUCAACUUUGUCUACUAGUUCAAAAACCAACAAAUAUCAGAGGGAAACCUGAGAAUGAAACAAAAAUGAAUAAGUUAGUGGCCCAUUUGCUGGUGAAACACAAAGCUGUUAAGAGUGAGCAAUAAUCUGCUUUGUAUUCAAAGGAUGCUCUCAGGUUUGGCCACAGUAUUUUCUUCUCCUCAGACUCUCUUUGUCAGUGGCAAAUGUUCUCCACAUGUGGGAAAAAUUAAGAACCAGGCACUUGUCCAGGAAAUCCUGAAAUAUCCCCCUCCCCAAAUGUGAUGUAAAUAAGCCGGAGAGUUGGGAGUUCCUUGGCCUGACAAGAGGCUGUCUGUCUGGCAAGCAGGAUGUGUGGGGAGGGUGCGGGAAUGAGAGGUGGGUUUCAGUACUGCUUUCUGAGGAACUGAAAGGAGACUUGACAUGUCUUCAGCCAUAAUGAGUAGGCAGAGCCUGCCAUGUCCAUCUAAUUAAGGUUAAAAUACACAUUUCAUUAUGCAGAAACCUGAUUGCCCUUUCUCUCAUGAGAAUGUUUCUUGUUUGAUUAGAAAAUGCUAGGGAGAGCUUUAAGGACUUGCAGCUGGGAUUGGUGGGAGAGGGAGACCUCUGUGUGAAUAGACUGGUCUCAUUCACAUCAGAAGCAGGGUUGUUGUUUGUUCAGUCCAAGGGCCACAUUCCCUUCUAGGCAACCUUCCAGGGGCCACAUGCUAGUAUUGGGCAAUGCUAGAAGCAAAAGUUAAAGCCAUGGUUUUCCCAGUAGUGAUGUAUGGAAGUGAGAGCUGGACCAUAAAGAAGGCUGAUUGCCGAAUAAUUGAUGCUUUUGAGUUAUGGUGCUGGAGGAGACUCUAGGACAUUUAGAAUGCAAGGCAGAUGUUCUACCAUUGAGCCACAUCUCCUCCUCCCAUGAGAAAUUUGCAUCCUAUGCGGAGAUGGCAAGGAGAGAGGCUACUUGGUGCAGCCCUGAUUUGUGUUCAUGUGGUGGUGUUAACUGUGAGCAGAAUGGCCAAACAGGGCUGCUUAAGCACACAUGUUGAGUCCAGAUUAGCUGUUUAGUUUAUAUUUGGUAGGAAUUGGUGCUCAGUGAUACAGAGUAGCAGAUUCAGCUUUGCUGCUGUGAAAUAUGUGGAACAGUGCUGUGUCAAUCUGUUUCCUUUGGAGGAAUUGAAAGCAAUGCUAACUUACCAGUUUUGCAACUGGAUAGCAUUAGUGACUUGGUGCAAGCAUGCGAGCUCGAGAGAGGGGAUUGAGGCCACUUUGCUCCUCCCCAAUCAUUCUGCCACUGUGCUGUGCUAAGCCACAGUUCUGUUUAGUAUGUUAUCCAAACCCAGGUUCUUGGUUUAGCUGUCUCCAGACUAACCACAAGCUUCAACCAAGGUUUGUCCUAGGGUAGGGGUAGGCAACCUAAGGCCCAUGGGCCACAAGUGGCCCAUGGGGUCAUUUAACUUGCCCACGAGCUGCCCCCGAACCUAGCAAUCUUCCAUAGCAUUCCCCCCCCUUGUUAAAACGAUUUAAUUUCUGACUUAUUUAUAGUGGUUUUUUUCCCUGUCUGUAGAUCCACCCAAGGUCCAUUCUUCCAAAGCAGAACACUGCUAUCUUUUCCAAAUGGAGAUUUUCUCACAGAAGGCUGCUUCCAUUGAUUUGUUCAUCUGUUGCUCAUAGAUAAAUGCAUAUUGUAGUUUUCUCCUUGCAAAAUCAGUGGUGCACUUAGGGAAGGAGUUCAGGGCAGAGGUCCAGUGCAGCACUCAGCUGAUUGAGCAAGGACUGGCUUACCACAUUUUGAAUUAAGUGCAGAAAUGCAUAGCACCAUCAUAGAGAGGGUCCAAAGGAGAUAAUGUAAAGUUAUUCUAUCAAUUGUUCUGGGACCUUUUUGCAUACAGAUGCCCUAUUGUUGAGCUACAUCCAUCACUUAGGCAAAGAAUAACUUUUUACACCAUCAUCCAAACACUCAAACAGGAUGGGACCAACAGCUCAGAGCUGGAACAAUUCUGUUCAUUCCCUGUACAUAUAGCGAGACUAGUGACUGGGAGUGGCCACCAAGACCAUAUAACACCGGUCCCAAAGACAUACAUUGGCUGCCAGUACAUUUCUAAGCACAAUUCAAAGUGUUGAUACUGACCUUUAAAGCCAUAAAUGGCCUCAGCCCAGUAUACCUGAAGGAGCAUCUCCACCCCCAUUGUUCAGCCCCGAGGGCCUCCUGGCAAAUCCCUCACUGUGAGAAGUGAGGUUACAGGGAACCAGGUAGAGGGCCUUCUUGGUAGUGGCGCCCACCUUGUGGAAUGCCCUCCCAUCAGAUGUCAAGGAAAUAAAAAACUACCUGACUUUUAGAAAACAUCUGAAGGCAGCCCUGUUUAGGGAAGUUUUUAAUGUUUGAUUCUAUUUUUAAUAUUCUGCUGGGAGCCACCCACAGUGGCUGGGUAUAAAAUUAUUAUUAUUAUUAUUAUUAUUAUUAUUAUUAGGUAGCCAAUGCAUUUCCCUCCAGACAUUUUGAACUCCCAGCAUACCCAACCAGCAUGGGAGAGUCAGGGAGAGUGGGAGUUAUAGUCCAGAUCUAGAAGGUACCACACUGGUUAACAGUGGUCUGCAAGCAUUCAUUCUCAUGUGAACAAGGCUUAGGACAUUUUCAGAACUCCAAAAAUCGGGGAGAAAUCUGAAUGAGAAGCCUUUUAUAAAUAUCCCCAAAUUCAACAAAAUUGGGGAAGGUUGCCAAAUUCAAACCAUUGUUCCUUGUCUUGGCUAUGGAAGACAGGAUGGUCAGUUUUCCUCCUCUUCUCUCCCUCCCUGCUUCUGACAUCCUUUUAAAUACAAACUGUCAGCUUCUCCUUUCUGUAAAUCCUUUUUCUCUUAGCUAAACAACAUACACAGUGUGCCUUCAAUCUCUCCACAGAAGUUUGCCAUUUAGUUCCCUGGAGUGCUUCUCUGAAUCCAUUCCAACUUGUCAAUUCUCAAACUGAAGUCACUACUCAAAAAAACAAAACAAAACAAAACAAAAAUCUCAAUGGUGCUGAGUAAGAACAGAAACAUUACUUCUACAGUCUCUGAAAUGUUCCUUCCCCUUUUGCUAACUCAUUUCACUGUUUGACCAUUUAUAGUCCCAAACUAAUGUUAAGACCCAUUGUAAUGAUCAGACAAAUCUAGCUGUGUGUGUGUGUGUGGAUAGAGAUAGAUAGAUAGAUAGAUAGAUAGAUAGAUAGAUGAUAGAUAGAUAGAUAGAUAGAUAGAUGAUAGAUUAGAUAGAUAUAUAGAUGAUAUAUAGAUGAUAGAUAGAUAGAUAGAUAGAUAUAGAAUCACAUUCUGUUCCCUUCUCAGCAUAAAACGGUCUUCAAGAAAUGUCUGAAAUUCAAAAGUGAGGAUGUUUUCAACUCUCUACUGGAAGAAUAUUCCAUAGCAUGGGACACUAAAUGUCUGACUUCCAGUUGAGACCACUCAGGCAUUUGUAACACAGGGAACAAGUAGCAGUGCUCCUCCAUAUGAUCUCAGUGAUUAAGCUGCACUAUAAGGGCUCAGACAGUCCUUAAGGUAUUCUUUUAUCAAUGUAAAAGGCUUGAACUUGGCCUGGUAGCACGUGGGCCGCCAGUGCAGAUGCUUCAGCAAAUGUGUCACAAGCUGCUAGUCAUCUGCUCCCUUCAGCAGUAUAGCCACUGCAUUCUGCAAUAGCUGGAACUUCUGGAUCAGGCCCAAAGGAAGUCCCAAAUAAAGUGCUUUGCAGUAAUCCAGCCUCAAGCUUACCUGGACUACAGUAACCAAGUUAUUGUUAUAUGACCAGACAAAGCUGGUAAAAGGCUAUCCACAGAGGUCACCAGGGCCUUUAAUGACAGACCACACAUUUAAAGCAGCAUUAAACAUAGCUUCUCCUAAAGAAAAUUAGGAACUAUAGUUUGUUAAGGGUGUUAGGAGACCCUUAGUCCUUUUAAGGAGCUACAAUUUUCAGAGUGGUUUAACAAUCAAGCCUUCUUUCCUAGGGAUGCGCAGGGAGAAAGGAUAAAUGAAUAUUGAAAUGAAAGUUGGAAAAGCUAAUGUACUUGGAGCAGCAAUGCAGGGAGGGAAAAAGAAGGAACAUCUUGUGGGGGGAGUCAGCUUUUAAAUUUGAAUUAAUUUGGUAGUAAUUUGUUUAAAAUUAUUGAAAAUCAGUAAAAUAAAUAAUUGGCAAUCCCUCUUUCCUAGGGAACUCUGGGAGCUGUGGCUCUUUGAGGUGAAUAGAGGUCUCCUAACAACUCUUAGCACCCUUCACAAAGGAUGGCUCCCAGAAUUCUUUGGGGAAGCCAGGACUUUUCAAAAUGGCAUUAAUACUGCUUUAAAUGUACAACGUGGCCUAAAUGUACCUCCACUCUCUUUUAUGAGGAUGGUGAGUCGAUAAGUUUUCCUUCUGAUGAACUUCCUGCCCCCUCCUCCUAAAUAAUUCCUGGGUUGCUCAGUGAGUGUUCCAUCCAUUGCUUGCUAAGAACAUUUCUGUACUAGUGUAUUUACAUGUGUGGGAAGACGAAAAAUCCCUUUCCACCAUGCACGAGACCACAUAAAUGGUUCCUAGAAGGAUUGUGUUAAUCUCCUCCACACAUCCCCACAGCUGCUUGGCCUAGUUCUGUCAGAUGUGGUGAAAUCAAAAAAUUAUCUUCUCUGGGAAGGAGAACUAGAAAGUGGAGAUUCAGCACACCAUCUUUCAGCAGAGGGUGCUGGCCCUUUUAGGCCUGCAGGCACAUCUGAACUGCUUGUUUCCAUUCUCAGCCAUUGCCAGUAAAGACUGAUAUCACUGAUUAAUGCAGACAUGGAAAUCGGUUCCAUCAUACUGGGCAGUAAGAGGAAGUUAAUGGUGCCCACUGGCAGGGGUGGAGUUUGGUUUUUCAAAUUUCAGUGGUACCUUGUGUGAGGCCAAAAUUUGGUGGCCUACCCACCCCCUUUCUGAUCAAUUCACUACAUCAUAGUUGUAAAUCCCUGAGGCGCCCCUAGGCUCAACUCCCAGUGUGAUGGAAUCACUGCUGCCCUAAAUCCGGCUCAACCACUGGGACACUUGGGGUGGAAGGUGUGGAGCCCAGAAGCAGGUGAAACUAGAGCUGAUGACAUGCAGAGUUGAAUUCAUUCUAGUUUUUCUCCAAUAAUCCUCCUUCCAGCUGAGUUCUACAGGGGGUAGCAAUGACACUAAGGGGGAGGUGGAAGCUCUCAGCCAGGGCUAUGUCCUGGGCUGGUUGUAAGUAAGUAAGAAAGAAGAUUAGAAGAGUCUGGCUCUGGGCAGAAUGUGGUUGGUGGGGCAACAGCCUCUUUGCCAGGCUUGGCGGCAUCAAAGUUUCUAUUUUUAAAAAAGACCAGAUUGGCUUCAUCCAGUGGAACAGCUAUUCAGUAAGUGGAUUAAUAGCUAAAACACCAUAUUCGAAAGGCCUGUAGCAUACUGAACAACUGCCCCAUUUUAACCCGGACUUCCCAGAAUUACAAAAGCCACCCUGGCUUCCGAUUCCAACCCAGGAUGUCCUGGGAUUUCUUAUGGUUCAGUGCUUUCUUUGGUUCUGCGCCUUCACUGACUGGCUGCCACUGACCACCGCCAUACACCCUCAAGGAGGGCCAUAGCAAUGUACUUCUGGAAGCCGGUGCCACUUCUGGAACUACAUCACUGUGGCCCUCUGUGUGUGUGUGGUGGCAGGCAGAGGCACAUGGCAGCAGCCAGUCAGCUGACAGCCAUGCCCAUGCAUGAGUGAGCAAAGGUAAGGUGACAUCAGGUGUAUGUGCGGUGGAAGUGAAUGUGGGUGAAAGGUGGGGGCAAGUGGGUGGGCAUUAGGCAUCAGUGAGUGUGUGAGUAAGUGAUAGGAUGGGGGGUUGUCCCAAUUUGCCCACCUUGAAAUAUUGGAGGGUGUGCUGUGGAAUCUGUGAUCUGUAUGUGUUUCAAAAAAGAAGUCCCAAGGAUCGUGAAACUGAAACAUCAGCCUUAUGUUUAAACUUCACAUUAGCUGCUGCAAUUUAUUUUGGGGCGUGGGGGAGUACAAAGGGUGACAAAAAAAGAGAAAAGAAUUACAAGGCCUAUAUGAGUGAAAGCUGUAAAGGGCUUGGCAUAAUUCAAAGUGAAGUCAUUGACAAAAAAUGAGCUCCCGACCAUGUGUAACUUGGCAAAUGAACUUUCCAAAGGCAUGUUUUAAAAAAGAUCUUUUUCAGAUCUUUGCCAGCUCCACAUAUGUCUUUUCAAAAAGGAGGGGUGGUUGGAAACAGGGUGGUGGGGAAACUGGCUGCACAUGUAGUUGGGGUGUGGGGAAAACUGAUCUGAAAACUCCAGUGUGUGUUUCGGCAAAGGCAAAGUACUGUUCUGCGUUGUGCUAUUUUAUUUAAUUUAUUUUAUUAGACAUAUAUCCCACCUUUCCUCUAAGGAUCUCAAGGUGGCAUACCUACUUUUCCUCCUCCCCAUUUGAUCCUCAUAAAAACCCUGUGCAGUCGUUUAGGCUGAGAGUGCAUGAAUGGCCCCGGGUCAUCCAGUAAGUGUUAUGGCUGAGCAGGGAUUUUGAACCCUGAUCCCCCAGGUUGUAGUCUGACACUCUAAACACUGUACCACACUGGCUCCCAUUAGUUCUGCCAAGGUGGGGGUUGGCAGCCAGGCAUCAUGGCACACACACACACACAUACAAAGCUUUUAUUCUUGCUCUGGGCAGGUGCCCCAGAAUCUUGAGUUUUCAUUGUUUUUUAAAAUGUAAGCCUUUAGCUGGAAAGAAAGUUAUGGAGCGAAAUCUGCAGUUACCUUUUAAAGUGAUUUCUGUGAAAUGGGAAUGACUGAUGCUACCACUGAGCAGAUUUCUCCCCCCCCCCACCCCAGAAUUGUGGAAUGCUCCCAGCAACAGCAUCAGUGUGGGUGGGUGGGUGAAAUCAAGAUUGUCUCCACAAUCAGGACCUUUCUACAGAAGGCAGCAUUUCAACUACGCAGAAGUCAGAGAGUUCUAAAUACAAACAAAAAACCACAUGUGUUUACAUACACAGCUCUGGCCCCUCCAUUCAGGCAAUCAAGAGGCAUUGUCACACUUCAAGGGCAUAUUCCAGACUGGCAGAAACACUGGAGGAAAUUGGGGAGCAGCAUCUGUGAGGUUUGUGGCCUGGAGGUGUCACAUUCUGCUCCAGACCCUGAGGUUACACACCUCUGCCUUGGAGGAGUAAGCAGGUACAGUGGUACCUCGGGUUACAUAUGUUUCAGGUUACAUACACUUCAGGUUACAGACUCUACUAACCCAGAAAUAGUGCUUCAGGUUAAGAACUUUGCUUCAGGAUGAGAACAGAAAUUGGGCUCCUGCGGCGUGGCAGCAGCAGGAGGCCCCAUUAGCUAAAGUGGUGCUUCAGGUUAAGAAUAGUUUCAGGUUAAGUACGGACCUCCGGAACGAAUUAAGUACUUAACCCAAGGUACCACUGUACUGGACUCCUCCAAGGCAACAUCCCUGUUUAGGGGAGCCUGGCAGCCUAACAAAAUGUAAGCAAUGGAUUUUAUUGAGGGGAAAUCGCAAAUGGGGAUUUGGUCACUUACACAUCACCAAAGAAGAGGACAAAAAGGAGGUACAGAGUAGUCAAGAGUUGCAGGAGGGAAAUCAGGCUGGCUAAAGCUCAGAAGGAGUUCAGGCUUGCAAGAGAGGUUAAAAAUAAUAAUAAUAAAAGGUUUCUUCAGCUAUGUCUGAAGUAAUAGGAAGAACAAGCAAGUGGUAGGUCCUCUGUGUGGGGAAGACGGAAAAAUGCUAUUGGUGAUAGAGAAAAGGCGGAACUACUCAACACCUACUUUGUCUUCACCCAAAAGUAAAGUGAUGCCCAGCCUGGUGAUAACAGAGUAACUAAUGUAAGGAGGGAGCUGCAGCCCAAGAUAGGAAAAGAGGUAGUAAGGGAACACCUAGAUGCUUUAAAUGAAUUCAAAUCUCCAGGGCCUGAUCUGCAUCCAAAGGUACUAAAGGAGCUUGUGGAUGUAAUCUCAGACCCUUUGUCUAUGAUCUUUGAGAAUUAUUGGAGAACAGGUGAGAUCCCUACAGACUGGAGGUGGGCAAAUGUUGUCCCCAUCUUCAAAAGGGGGGGAAAGGAAGACCCAGGUAACUACCAACUAAUGAGCUUGACAUCGAUACCAGGGGAGGUCCUAGAACAGAUAAUUCAACAGUCAGUCUGUGAGCAUUUAGAAAAGGAUGCUGUGAUUACUAAGACCCAACACAUGUUUCUCCAAAAUAAGUCAUGCCAGACCAAUCUGAUUUCUUUUUUUAAUGGAAUUACAAACUUAGUGGAUCAGGGAAAUGCUGUGGACAUAGUGUAUCUACAUAGUGUAUUUUGAUUUCAGUAAGGCUUUUAACAAAGUUCCCCAGGAUAUUCUCAUGAGGAGGCUGGUAAAAUGUGGGUUGAACAAGGUAACUGUUAGGUUUAGGCUGGCCAGGCGCAAAGGGGUUGGCCAGGCUCAAAGAGUACUCAUUAAUGGUUAUUCAUCAUCCUGGAAAAAAGUGACAAGUGGGGUGGUGCAGGGUUCUAUCCUGGGCCCAUUGUUGUUCAACCUCUUUAUAAAUGACUUGGAUGAAGGAAUUGAGGGGAUGCUCAUCAAAUUUGCAGGUGACACAUAACUGGGAGCAGUAGCUAAUGCCGCAGAAGACAGACUCAGAAUUCAAAACGACCAUAACAGAUUGGAGAACUGGGCACAAGCUAACAAAAUAAAUUUCAAUAGGGACAAAUGUGUCCAUCUCUAGGUGCCACAAUUUAAGAAAGCUGUUGGCAAGCUGGAACGUGUGCAGAGGAGGGCAACCAAGAUGAUCUAGGGUCUGGAUCUAAGCCUUAUGAGGAACGCUUGAAGGAAUUGGAUAUGCUUAGCCUGGAAAAGAGGAGACUGAGAGGAGAUAUGAUAGCCAUCUUCAAAUAUCUAAAGGGCUGUCACAUGAAAUAGGGAGCAUGCUUGUUUACUCCUCCUCUGGAGGCUAGAAACUGAGGCUAUGGCUUCAAGUUACAAGAAAGGAGAUUCUGACUAAACAGUCGAAAAAACUUUCUGACAGUAAGAGCUGUUCGACAUUGGAACAGUCUCCCCUGAGAGGUGGUGGACUCUCCUUCCUUGGAGGUUUUUAAGCAGAGGCUGGAUGGUCAUCUGUCAUGGAUGCUUUAGCUGAGAUUCCUGCAUUGCAGGGGGUUGGACUAGAUGACUCUUGGGUCCCUUCCAACUCUAAGAUUGUAUGAUUAUAUGCAAUUAGUAUAUGCUGAUUUAUGCAAAUCUAGAAGUAAUUACUAUACUUUAAGCAGAAAUCAAAUGCAUCUUACUCUAGUGAGGAAGACAUUAAUUAGGUGGUCUGCUAACCAGGUGCUUACUGUUGGUGGGCAGCUUCCCUGGACCAUAGGAAGCUACCUUUUCCUGAGUGAGAUCUUUGGUCCAUCUAGCUUCAGUUAGUGUCACUGGUCAUUAGUCAUUGGUCCAUCUAGUCAGUGCCAGUGGCUUUUCAGGGUUUCAGACAGAAUUCUCUCCCAUCCCUACCUGGAGACACCAGGAAUUGCACCUGGGACCUUCUGCAUGCAAAGCAGAUCUUUCACCACUGAGGUAUGCCUCAUGCUGCUCUUCCUUCUUAGGGUUGUUUAUCUGCAAUCCAGACUUGGACUAGACAGGCAUUCAAAUGGAGGAUUCUUUCAAACAGGCCUCCUUCCCAAAUAGAGGACCUUCCUGUGCAAAUUAGGGUACAUGGGCGCCCUAGGUGGGGUAGCUGAAUUCCCAGCAGGUUCUAAUCUAAGGGCACGACACUGCCUGUAAUGAGCUUGCAGAGGCAGAGUGAGUGAGUGAGAGUUUCCAAAGAGAAGCUGGCAGGGAGGCGGGGAAGCAGGUUUUUUGCUUUCCAGGGAGUCAUUUUGUGUGGCCUACUUCUGAAGCUCCAUUUCCAUUUUUAGAACAGAGUUAAUGUUCCCCCUCUUCAGUCUGAUCGUUGCUGCUCAUUGUGCCAUGGUGACCUGCUGUUUCCAAUCUAUGGCCUUUGUAUAAACUGAAUCUACCCGAGGCCCUUUAUGGACAGGCCCUGGAAAAGGGUGGAAGAUAAUAGCAACGGCUUUGCUGAUAAGAGGCAAGCUUACCGGUGGGUAAGGGUGGGAAAUGCUGUCCUUGUUAGUUGACCUCCAUUUCUCAUUUAGUGCUCCACAUCAGUUUGCACUUCUUUUUAAAGUCCUCGUGAACAUUCAUCAGCAUUUUAGUGUAAAUUUUUCCUAAUAUGUAUGUUUUUGAAUGUAGUUUUUGCCUACUAUACAAAUUUUUGCAAGAUCAUUUUCUCCAACAUAAUGCAUUUAUUUGCAUGCUAUUUCCACUAAUAUAUGCAUUUCUAUACACAAUUUACCCUUGCAUAGGCAGUGUUGUGUGCAUCACAUGACCAGGAGAAAUGCAUUGCAAAAUUUAGAGGUGUGUGAAUUUUGAAGGAUUGCUGUGUUUCGGAUUGCAUUUUGUUUUGGAAAGUGUGAAUGAAGUAGGUUUGCCUUGAAAUGUGAAUUGAAUUGAAUUUCAUCACCUGCCCCUAUUAAUGGAUGAUUUACCUUAUCACUUUUCCUUAUCACACAAACAAGCACACACAUACACAACCAAAACAAUGGCCUCUUGCAAAUCAUAUCAAUAACUUGAGUUGGCUGAUUUGCCAAAAGCCUCUCACAAACAUGCUAGUGUUCUUUUCUCAUUUUGUCAUAUGUCAGUUUCCAUGCUGUUGAUGAGUUGUCUUUUGAUGCAUCCUCAUUUUUCCCAGUCCUGACUGCAUUUUCUAGUGCUUCAUGAUCCAAUUAGUGGAGCCAAUUUGACUCUCCUAAAAUGAGAUCUAUCUGUGCCCAGCAAUGCUCACAAAGUUCAGGCCAGGAGUGAGCACCCUCAGAUUGAGGUGAAUGAAUGUUGUGCUAUGCGCUGAGAUUGUCCACAGGCCACAUCCCUCACCAGCCCUACUUCAUGCCCUCCUUGAAUGUUUAUCCCUGAUGGGAAUGUGCCAUUGAGCUUUGGUAAUACCUCUUGGUUAUCAGGAUGGAGGAUAGAGGGGUGUGUGUGUGUAGAAACUAGCCUACUCUACAAAGGCGAGAUUGAUGUUAAUUCCUCCACCCACUUUGCCUUUGGUCACACCCACCAUUCUUUUGACAUGUCAGCCCACAAGGUUGCCCAGAAGAAAUAAAGCCAUUGUUCUGGGGGGGGGGGUAGAGCUGAUUUUCACCUGUGGUUAAGACAGAGUUGUCUCAAAACUGUCACCUUCUUCAUUUGAAAAGGUGCUCUUCAUUUCUGAGUCUGUUCCAGAUUCCUUUAGGGCAUGGAUGUCCAACCAGUAUAUCGCAAUCUACCAGUAGAUCCCUGGCUGAUCCUGAUAGAUCUUGGGAUCCUUACCAUGUACAAAAAGUUAUGGGGGGCGAGCUUAAAAAGUCUGUGCAAUCCUCCCCCCGAAAAGCUCAACAACUCUGGGCAAUCCACCCACCUCACGCACACUCCUCCUCCCUCCAGUGACAAUGGGUAGAUCACUGCCAGUUUUUUUUAUACUGGGAAUAGAUAACAGUCUUUUGGGAGCUGGACAUGCCUGCUUUAGGGGUAUUGACAAAAUUAAUGCAGAGCUGCUUUCCUGUGUGAACAAACUAUGUCUGCCUUCAUUGUGUAUGAAGCCUUCUUCCACCUUAUUUUCCCCCUGUCCCAAGGCCCAGAAAAUUACCUCAAGCCUGGGAAAGGCAUUGAAGGCAGGAUAGGUGCUCCAAGUCUUUUCCUACUGAGAAUUGGGAUCACAGGUGUCAAUAUUUCCAAUGGGAAAUUCUGUGUAUAAUUUCUACCACUCAGACUUAGGGAGUGGAUAGGAAAGCCACUGAUUUGUGUCAGUUUCACCUGUCAAUCCCAAUUCCACAUUAAUUUGCAGCGAAAGAAAGAAUGAAAUUGAGCCUGCAGUUUAAGCCUGGUGGUAUGGAUCAGUUCAGCUGACAUCAAAAUUAACAGAAAUUUAUUAUUUAUAUAUAUUCCAGCUAUUUAUCAAAUCAGGCAGCCUAUGGAGCACUUUGGAAAUUGUUGGACAGUUUUCUGAAGCUUCAAGUUCAGGGUGAAGCAAAAUUUAUAGUCUGUGCCUAUCCCUACUACAUAGUAGAACUGGAGGGAUGAUGGACUGCGCUUUGGGUCUUUGUUAACAAGUUUGACGCCAACCCAUCUUAGCCAAAAACACCAAGCAGUGAAAUCUUUCACAGCUGAAGCUCAUCCACUGUAGCCAUUAAUCUAUUGACUGCUGUGGGUUAUGUCAGAUAAACUUUGGAUACUUUUUAUAAACACAGUUGCUUUGAGUCAGAUGUUUGAAUAAGUAGCACCAAUGAGUGCAUUAUGUAAUGGUUAUAUUUAGCUGGCCAGAUUUACGGAAAAGCCUUGCCUAAAUAAAAGGAUCUCCACGCUCCUCAUAACUCACUCCUGGAAAUGAAACAAUCAAUUUUGCUCUGUCUGAAUAAGCAACUGGCAUUCAUAAUUCAGAAUUAGUCAUUCUGUGUUCAUGUCUCGGUAUUUAAUCUCCUGUAACUCCUGUUAAUUGCAUAUAAUUAGCACCAAAUCAUUGAGACAUCCCUGUUAGAGAUAUCCCAUUAACAAGAGAUUGCAGAUGUGCUGAGGUCUGCUUUCCUCCUGUUUGACAUAUUCUAGCCAUGCAAGCAAGAAAGAAAACAUAAACAAGCCUCCAACUUAUACUAGUAAGAUGGCAUGACUUCCUCUCCCUUUUGAACAGUCACUUAGCAUUCGAUAGCCACUGAGAAUACCCUGAACUUAUUGAGAUUUGGGGAUGCUCCCCCAUGUAGAGUCACACUCCAUUUUGGGGGGUAUAUAUCCAAACCUUGGCAUUCCCCAAGUUUGCUCUUUCUUCCACCUUUUGCAUUUUGGCUGUGUUCAGAGAACUGAGAUUACAAUUUGGUUCCCCAUCCUUAAUAUAUACUAUCACCCUUCAGAAGUUUAUAGCCUCCAACUCCCAUCAUCCUUAGCCACUGGCCUUGCUGAUUGGGGUUGAUGAGAGAUGGAGUCCAACAUUUGGAAAGCCAUAGGUUCCCCCAUCCCUGGUAUAUAUGAAUGAAAUAUUACUACAUAGCCCUCUAAACACCCAACUGAUCACAGCAUUCUGCAGGACAGGGUGUUUUCCACAGACCAUCUUAUCAGGAGGUCCAUUUCUCACAAUAUUGAAACCAGGACUUUAGUGGAAUUUCCUCCACUUACAUAGUGGAUAGGCACCUUCUCUUUUGUCCUUUGUGCACCUUCUAAAAAUGGCCUUCUUUCAAGAAGCCUUCUAAUUUAUUUUCUAUUUUACUUACUACGUUUAUAUACCACCCUUUCCUCCAAAGAGCUCAAGAUGGUAUACAUGGUUCUCUGCUCCUGUUCUAUCCGCAGAACAACACUGUGAGGUGGGUUAGGCUGAGGGACAAGUGACUGGACAAGUCACCAAGUGAGCUUCAUAAAUGAGUGGGGAUUUCAUGGGACAUUAUUGGAAUCAGGCCAGCAAUUCAUGCUUUGCCAGAUGAGCCCAUGAAGGGGCUGAAGCUCACAGAGCUUUCCUGUAAAAUUUGCUAGAGAGAACUCUCUGAGAUCACUUCCUUUGUCUGCCUUGGUAGGAAGCUGUAACAAUACAUUGUUCCUUCCUGCCUGGGUAGCCUCUUUCUUCAUCAUGCUUCCAAGUUGACCACAUAUGCACGUCUGAGCUCUGCAGCUCAGAAACCAUUUUUUGUAUUCUUGUAACUUAGAUAGUAGUUAUAAACCUGCCUUUAUUUUGCUUCUGUAAACUGAAGCUUCAAUACCUAGAUUAUGUAAGUAAAUACUACUUUUAUUUCUUCACAAAACAAUGUUUGUGUGAUUGUUCUUGUUUAAGAGGGGUGGGGAGGGAGAGGUAAUACCAGGAAAAUCCAGCCUGCCUUAAAAUCAUCCUGGAUUGUUGUUCCUAGAAUGUCAUAUCAACCUUGUCUUAGUUUCCAAAUUUAAGCUACAAAGGGUGAUACUCGGCUGAUCUUACUAACCUGAGCAAGGAAUAAAUAAUAAGUAAACAAUAUAUCCUCUCUUAGUGUCUAAACCCAAUCCUACAUAUUUGAAUCUUGGUCUCCCAGGUCCUAAUCUGACACUCUAAUCAUUACACCACACUGGUUCUAAAUAGUUAUAUUUUAUCCCAGUUGUUGUAUGUGCUAUGUGUGUAUGUUUCUAUUUGCAAUUGUUUCAAAGGUUUAUAUAUAAGUAGCCAUUUUACAUCUGUCUUUGUUAUGUUGUAAAUCAUUUUGGGAUGGCUCAGGGGAAGCAAUUAAUAAAUGAAGUGAAAUAAUUAUAUAUUAAGAUCAACAACAGUAAGCCAUGCCUGUUUCUUGAGCGUGUCUAGAAUUCGCCCUUAGAGAGAUUGGGUUUCUCUUAUUUUACCAUUGCAAAUCAAGUUCCUUUGCAUUUGUUUAGCCAGAGAGAAAGGGAAUCAUCUUUCCUCUUGGUGAUGGCUUCAUGCUGUGGGUUCCUUUUGAAAUUCUAUCCAUGCCUGCCCAUCAUUACAUCUGCUAUAAACAAAAGGAUCCAUUUACAGCCAUCCCCAAACAACACUGGCAAAAGUUCCUGUCACACACAGUUUUUUUUCUCUUUUGUGAUGGAAGAGUCACAGGCCAAUUCGAGUAAAAAUAAAAUAAAAUAAAAUAAAAUAAAAUAAAAUAAAAUAAAAUAAAAUAAAAUAAAAUAAAAUAAAAUAAAAUAAAAUAAAAUAAAAUAAAAUAAUGUAUAGCAGAAAUAUAUGAAGCUGUCUUAUGUUCAGGUCAUUAGACCACCUAACUCAAUAUUGUCCGCACUGACUGGCAGUGGCUUUCUAGGAUUUCAUUGUUGUUGUUUAGUCGUUUAGUCGUGUCCGACUCUUCGUGACCCCAUGGACCAGAGCACGCCAGGCACUCCUGUCUUCCACUGCCUCCCGCAGUUUGGUCAGACUCAUGCUGGUAGCUUCGAGAACACUGUCCAACCAUCUUGUCCUCUGUCGUCCUUCUCCUUGUGCCCUCAAUCUUUCCCAACAUCAGGGUCUUUUCCAGGGAGUCUUCUCUUCUCAUGAGGUGGCCAAAGUAUUGGAGCCUCAGCUUCAGGAUCUGUCCUUCCAGAGAGCACUCAGGGCUGAUUUCCUUCAGAAUGGAGCGGUUUGAUCUUCUUGAUUCCAUGGGACUCUCAAGAGUCUCCUCCAGCACCAGAAUUCAAAAGCAUCAAUUCUUUGGCGAUCAGCCUUCUUUAUGGUCCAGCUCUCACUUCCAUACAUCACUACUGGGAAAACCAUAGCUUUAACUAUGUUAAACUAUAGUGAUCCAUGAAGGGGAGGAUUUCAUUAGGGGAUCCUAUUCCCAGCCCUACCUGGAGAUGCCAUGUGACCUUCUGAAUGCAACACAGGUGCUCUGCCACUGAGCUAUUGCCCUUCCCGUCAUAGAUAAAUUUGUCAGGUAAUGACAGAGCACCUUUGUCUAUAACAAUGCAAGAGCAGCAAGAGAGGUUACUGCUGGCAUGCCUUUAGCCACUGUUUCUUCCCCGUUAGGAACUUCAGAAGAGCUCUGUUUUGUCAGGUCACAGUCCCACCUAGUAUUAUUAGCAGAUAGGGCUUUUUGACUAUUUACUUAUGACUGAUAUUCUCUUCUAGUUUGCUAUUGUUGAUCUUCGUGUUUUAUUUGCUUGAAAUGCGUGGUAUGGAUUUUCUGUUGUGUAAAUCAUUCUAAGACCUUUUAAAAAGAAAGAAGAAAGGAAGCAGCAAUGAAUGAAUUAAAUGACAACAACUAUGAUGAUGAUUGGAACAUCCUAGGAACAUCAGAAAAGCCCUGCUGAAUCAGAUUAAACACCCAUCCAGCCCCACAUUCUGUUCUCACAAUGGCCAACCAGAUGCUUCUCAGAAGCCCACAAAGAGGACAGGAGUUCAACAGCACAUGGGUACACAUGUACUUGAGUAUGAAAGUUCACAUUCCAGAUCCCUGUCAUUGUGAGGUGGAUGUGAAUAUAUAUUCUUGAUGCUUGUCCCAAAUACCCACUGCUGCUGAUAAUCUCUGCCUUCAAAGAAUAGCUCCCAUCAGCCACAGCCAACAUCAUCAAUGAUCUGGGGAGAUUGAAGUUGAAUUCCAGCAAUAUCCAGAGAGAUAAAUGUUCCCCAUCCCUGCAAUAAAGUAAAAUAACAUGGGAAAAUCCUUAAAUCCCUAUUUUAUUUUCCCACUUUCUCCAUACAGUUGAACCAUCGAAGGCAGAGAGUCUUUUACCCAUUAAGAAAGAGCAGCAAUGGCAAUGACAUAUCAAAAGUCUUCUCACUCCUGCUGUGUCAAAAGCUGCAAUCCUCUCAAUCUGCCUCCUCUUUCCUUUUUCUUUUUCUUUUAAAAAACCCAAUCCCUUUCAAGACACACUGGUUCCCCCCCCACCAAGUGCCAAAAGAUGGCCUGUGGCCCAGAGUCUUUUGGCAGCAACUGGAUCUACUAGCAGAUUUUCAUUAAGCAAGGCAAGCCAUUUCAAGCUGUUCCCCAUGAAAGCCUCCUCUGACUGCCACUGUUCAUUUUUGUUAAUCUGCCCUAAUGAGGUCCCUUGCAUCUCAUUGGAGCAUGCACAAGUGAGUUGACCUCACUGGUUCCUCCAAGUUCCCACACCAAAGCGCCUGGCAGCUUGAAAUAUAUAAGCAAAGAGAAAUUGACCUGAGUUAGAGAAGGCUGCAGAACAAGAACAUUGGCACUUCUGUGGCAGCUUUUUCAAACCAGAUGCCCUCCAGAUGUUCAGAACUCCAAUUCCAACAGGCCCUAAUCUGUAUGGCCAAUAAUAAUGGGAGUUGUAGUUCAAAACAUUUGGAGGGCACCAGCUUAGGGAAGGCUGUUCUAUGGCCUCUGGUUAUUGGGGGGUUUUCAGGGACUGCAGAACUUGGAACUUGAACACUACAAAACUAACCAAACUAUUACAGAUUAUAUCCAAACUCUGGUAACCUUAGGACUUAGCUGAAGGCUUCAGGUUGGGGUCUCAAGCCACAGAACCACCUUCAGGCAGAAAAGGGAAUAGGUAAAAGGUAAAGGACCCCUGGACGGUUAAGUCCAGUCAAAGACAACUAUGGGGUACACUGCUCAUCUUGCUUCAGGCCGAGGAAGCCAGCUUUUGUCCACCGACAGAUAUCAAUGACCUGCCUUGGUAUAAAUGAGUUUUCUAUUUUCUACAUCAGUGAAUACAGAAACCUGCUGCUCUCCCAGUGUUGUGAACUCCAUCAGCCCCAGACAUCAUGGCUAAUGGUCAGGGAUGAUGGGAGCUGUAAUCCAAUGGCAUCUGGAAGACCUCCAGUUCCCCACCCCUGUUCCAUAUGAUUUAAUACUAUGGGGAGUAUAUGAAAAGUUUUACCCAUGCACAGUGCAUUCUAUUUCAUUAACAAUUGUGUCUAUAUUUGGCUGUGUAUUGUGUUGGAUUUUUUUUUGGCAGGGGGAGUCUCAACAAGUAGCUCAUUUAACAGCUCAUCUCAACAUCCCUGACAAUUGUUUGUACUGGCUGGGGUGAAUGGGAGUUGUAGUCCAGGGCCACAGGUUCCUCAUCCUUGCUUUAAGCUACAUGGUGGCUAUUGCUGCAUCUUUUGACAGCUAAUUCCAUGAGUUACGAUCUUGGUGGAUCAAGGGAAUUCUGUCGACAUAGUGCAUCUUGAUUUCAGUAAUGCUAUGGACACCGCCCCCCCAUGAUAUCCUUGUAAGGAAGCUGCUAAAAUGUGGGUUCCGCAAGGUAACUGCAUUUGACUGAACCUGAUAAUACCCAGAGUCUUCUUGAUUAUCUAGCUCAUGCAUCUAGAUUCUUUUAGAGUAUUUCAUAAGAAGUCAUAAUAAUAAUAAUAAUAAUAAUAAUAAUAAUAAUAAUAUAAGAAACACCUUCUGACCAAUGGAAGCUGAUCCUCAUUAGAACUGGUGGUGCAGAAGGGUGGGAUCCCAACAGCAGGUGCCACGAGAGUCAAUGAUAGGCACAGCCAGAGCCAAAGAUAUAGGUAGAGUGAACUAAUUAUUUUCUUGUUCGCCAUCUUGUCUCUGUUGGGUUCUACAAAAAAGGAGGAGGAAGCUGACAGGCAGGGCCACUCCCUGCAAUGGUUGGAAGUAGAAAGGCAAGGAGGUCUGGGAUGUGCUGAGGACAGGCUGAGGUUGGUGGGGCAAUGCCCCACUAGCCCCAAUAAACCAGUCUCCACUGCUUAUGGUUUUCCUACAUGAUGCACACAUACAUUGAUGCUAACAGCAUCCUGGCAGAAAAGUACUCCUGUUGAGAUAUGACAGGCAUACACUAUCCAUACUUUACAGAAACAACUAAAGUCAUUUUUGUUUUGACAAGCUUUUCCAGCUGGAUGAAAAGGUAUCUGCCUUGGGUGUUCAUUUUGUUGUUUUCUGUAGGUGCUUAGAAAUACUUUUAGUUGUUUUAUGGUAUAUUUGUUAAUUGCCUAGAGAAAUGUAAAAAUGGGAGUGCUAUGCACAGCCUCCCCACCAAUGCAAUGGGCCCCCCAAUUCCCCCCAACCUAGGCUGGGCUGACCCAGGGAAUAUCCAACCUGGAUCUGGCCCCAACUCAACUCAGUGGUAGGGAUGGUUUUAAAAUCCUAAUUAUAAACAUGGCUGUGAGGGCCAGAGGAAGGAGGUGCUGUGUGUCCAUCCCCUCCUCUUGACCACAUUGCAGAAUAGGAGGGUCCACCCUGCUGGGUGAUGUUUCACUAGCACAUUCCCUGAAAUGAUCAUGCUGGCGUAUCACACACCUGCAGCCUGCUGGUUUGAAUCACCUUAGGGUUCAAUCCUGCUCAGUAUUAAUGUGCUCUUGUUUGUAUCAUCUGGGAAUAGAUGCAUAGAUGAAUAGCCAAAUCUUCUUCCUACCUGAUGCUUCAUACCCUAACAGCCCUGGCCACUUUGGAAUCCUUAACCCAGGGCAGUCCAGAACUUGCUCCCCCUCAGCCAAAGCCUGGAUCCCCCUUCAUUGGCCCUGUUUUGUUCAGGAUGUGGACUUUGACUGAAACCAGUGCACAGGCCUAAAAUUAACAACAACAACAACAUUCUCUCUUCCUGAUUGAUGGAGCUAGAGGUAUCAUGAGCCCACCUCCUUGGUUUAACAUCUCUCUAAGCAUACUUAAAUAAUUAUGGGCACACAGUGGCCUCUCUCUUGCCUCUCUUGUUUCAACAGAAAUAAUCUGCUGUGCCCCAGGGGCUCUGUGUUUUAUUAUGAAAAGGUAAACUGAGCUACCAAGAAGUAAUUGGCAGAAGCCAGUACCUUAGGAUUUCCCGAUUUUCACUGGAGAAAUGUUGGAGGGUAUGGAAUUAUCUGACCGCCGAGCCAUCUGAAGACUGUCUAGGGAAUAUUUUAAAAAAUGUUUCUUGUUUUAUUAUGUUUUUAUAUGUGUUGGAAGCUGCCCAGAGUGCCUAGGACAAUGCAAUAUGAUGUAUAGGGUAUGAAUAGGAAAAUUAUCAAUAUGGAAUGGGAUGUCCCUCGUUUUGUCGGAGAAAUGUUGGAGGGCAUGGAAGGGGUGCAAGCAAUAACAAAGCCAUCCAACUUAACAGUGCAAAGUGUGGGGAUGUUCAAGCUACCCUCAUCUUCAGGAAUACAAUUAUGGAUUUGAGAAGUCGUUUUGCUGCUCCCAAUGAAUGUUCUUUUUUAUUUACUGCAUUUGAGGUUUCAAUAUUAUGUACUGGAUUUCUAUUUCUUUUUUAUUUAUUUGAGUGUUUGUUUGAAUUGAAUAAUGUGGUAGAAUAACAACAAGAGCAACAACAAUAGAUGCAAAAAUGGGUGUGGCAACAGAUGUAACUCUUACCUUCUGUACAGUUGGCUACAUCCCAACCGUGCCAAAUAUACACACAAACAUAAUCCAGUCAAGCAAGAGGCAUUGUAAUAGUCCAUGAACUCAUUCCAGCCAAACAAAAGCACUCAAAGGAGGACAUGGAAAAGGACUGGUGAUGGGCGUGGCCUAGGGAGAGUGGGUGUAGCUCAGGGAAAGUCCUAAGUGCCAGGUACAGAGACCUUGAAGGCUGCAUUUAGCCCCCAGACAUAAGGUUCCCCACUGCAGGCUAAUAUUUCACGAGCCACACAAAGGCCUCAUCCAGAUGAUGAGGACCUUCCCCACCAAUCAAGGAAGCUCAGAAGGACACAUUUUCUUCUAGAUCAAGCCAAGGGGUGUUCACCCAUCUCUAUUCCAUAUCACUUUCUAGAUUUGGUUCAAGGUGCUGGUGUUGACUCCACAACAACUUAAAUGGUUUGGGCUCAGCAUAUCCUAGAGUCUGCAUCUGCCACUCUGUUUCACCACAGUUUUGAAGGUCUUAUUCAGUUGCAAACUGAUCGCUUCUGAACUCACUGCUGACCUCUUCCUGGAGGUCAACCACCCUGUCAUGAUAUUGGUUUCACAGAGAAGUAACUUGCUCCAUGUAACUUUAACUGUUGCAGGACCAUUGAUAGGAGGGAGAGCUGAUCGGCACAAUCACAUCGAAACAAGCUUUUCUCAUUGUUCCUUUCUAUUGUGAACAUAAAGGAGAUUUGAAGCCAUAAGAGAAUUCCCAAGGAACUGAACCUCAACAUGGGCCUCCAUGUUUGGGUACUGGCCUUGGUGACCAUCGCUUUAUUCCAUCAACACGUUCAUGGUGGACUCAUCAAAAGAAUUAUUCGGCAGAAGAGGGAGGCUGGACUCAAUGUCACAUUGCCGGAGGACAACCAGCCUGUGGUCUUUAACCAUGUCUACAAUAUUAAAGUCCCCGCAGGCAACCUCUGCUCUGUGGACUUGGACUCAGCAAGUGGCGACUCAGAACUCAAGACUCAGACUGAGCAGGACAAGCAAUACCAGGAGCAUACAUUGAAUGAGGAGAACCAGAUUGUCUUCACACACAGGAUAAACAUCCCACGGCGGGCUUGUGGCUGUGCAGCAGCCCCUGAUAUCAAGGAUCUCCUAAGUAGGUUGGAGGAACUGGAGGGACUGGUGUCCUCUCUGCGAGACCAGUGCACCAGUGGAUCCGGGUGCUGCCCCAGUGGACAACCAGCAAUAGGUAUGGCAAAGCAGAUGCUCCAACUACUGAGCUGUGGCCCUUCAACAAUGUAAUGACUGGGGUGCUGAGUUAGGAACAAAGGAAGCUGCCUUAUGCUGAGUCAGACCACUGGUCCAUCUAGUCCAGCAUUGUCUACACGGACUGGCAACAGCUCUCCAAAGUUUCAGGCAGGGGGCUCUUCCUGUCCUACCAGGAGAUGCUGGGAAUAAUAAUAAUAAUAAUAAUAAUAAUAAUAAUAAUAAUAAUAAUAAUUUAUUAUUUAUACCCCGCCCAUCCGGCUGGUUUUCGCCAGCCACUCUGGGUGGCUCCCAACAGAAUUAAAAGCACAAUAAAACAUCAGACAUUAAAACUUCCUGAACAGGGCUGCCUUCAGAUGUCUUCUAAAAGCCAGAUACAGUGGUACCUCGCAAGACGAAUGCCUCGCAAGACAAAAAACUCGCUAGAUGAAAGGGUUUUUUGUUUUUUGAGCUGCUUCGCAAGACGAUUUUCCCUAUGGGCUUGUUUCGCAAGACGGAAAUGUCUUGCAAGUUUGUUUCCUUUUUCUUAACACCGUUAAUACAGUUGCGACUUGACUUCGAGGAGCAACUCAUCGAACACGGUGUGGUGGCCGUGUUUGAGGUUUUUAAAGACUUUGGUGAUUUUUGACGCUUUUCCAAAACUUUCCCGACACCGUGCUUCGCAAGACGAAAAAAAUCGCAAGACGACAGAACUCGCGGAACGAAUUAAUUUCGUCUUGCGAGGCACCACUGUAGUUGUUUAUUUCCUUGACAUCUGAUGGGAGGGUGCCACCACUGAGAAGGCCCACUGCCUGGUUCCCUGUAACCUCACUUCUUGCAGUGAGGGAACCAUCAGAAGACCCUCGGAGGAGGACCUCAGUGUCCAGGCUGAACAAUGGGGGUGGAGAUGCUUCUUCAGGUAUACUGGGCCGAGGCCAUUUAGGGCUUUAAAGGUCAGCACCAACACUUUGAAUUGUGUUCAGAAACAUACUGGGAGCCAAUGUAGGUCUUUCAGGACCAGUGUUAUAUGGUCUCGACUGCCACUCCCAGUAACCAGACCAGCCGCUGAAUUCUGGAGCAGAGGCUCCAGUGCAUGCAGAGCAGAUGUUCUACCACCAAGCCAUAACAACAGGUAUUAUUGUUGUGGGAUUCAGAAAUGCUGCACAAUAAACUGCAGAUUCCUCAGAUGUCUGCUGUCCUAAAAGGCUUUCAGUCUAUUAGGUGGACCAAAAUAAAUAAAUCAGGAAAGGAAGUUGUAGUCGAGAAAGGCCCAUGAUGGAUAACAGGUACAGGGUGCAGUUUUUUUAGUUGUUCAUUCUGUUUAAUAAUGUAUACCACCAGUUCCCAAAUAUUUCUUCAAAGAGCCUACUUACACAUUCAGAACACAAAAUGCAUAAAACACUCAACAUUUAAAGGGGAAUCAAUAUUAAAGUCUAUUAGCAGUCACAAAAUAAACCCCAGUGUGGCUGAUACUUUUCCCUGUUUGGAAUGGUGAGUGUGUUGUGAAUAGAUGGUGGGUAGCUAGGGAUUCUAUCUCACUUUUGUGCAAUAAGUUGCAUUCCGGCCAUGCAAAAGUGAGAAGUCUGUAUACACACAUCACAAUUCUCCAUCCCCCAUCCAGGCAAGCAAGAAGCAUUAUCAAAGAAGCAUUCUAGCCACCCAAAUGUAUUCAGGCUGGAUGCAGCCUAUGGGAGGGUCUAUGAUCUGGAGAGAGUCCUCUUGAAGGCCAAAAAAAGAGGCAUGGAGGGUUGCGUAUGGCUCUGUAGCCUGAGUUUCCCACCCCUGGGUAGGCGAUAGACUAUAUGCAAAGAGGUGGUGCAUCACAGUUAGGAAGCAAUUGGGAUUGGCCAUAGGUACCCUACUAGAGGACGGGCCUUAGCAGAAGCAUGGUAAUACAGGCCACUUUUGUCAGCCCUGGAAAAGCAUUCCCCAUGCAUCCUUCAUCCAGUGAGCUCUGAACAGGCCCGAAAAGGCCACACGAAAACAAUCCUGCAUUCAUACAUACAUUUGCAGUUACUGAGAUUCCUCCCCACCAUGUUUUAUCAGUGCAGGUUUAUGAAUCAAGAAUGCCAAGGAAGGCAGAAAAGUCAGUGAACCAACUUCUCAUUCUCAUUCUCAUUCUCAUUAAUUGCUUAAUGCCAAGAUAAGUAUGUAAGUAGGAUAAAAAAUCAGCUACACAAAUAUAACAACAUCCACAAUGCACAGCACAUUGUGUUGUAUUAAAUGUACCGGUAAAUUCUAUGUUAAAGGCAUUUAGUGGCAUACGUGUUCUGUUUGUGAAUGCUGUUGCACAAGAAAAUGCAUAAGCAAGUUUGUAGUAACUUUGCUGCACAACAUAUUUGGCACUCUGUCGUGCGAUGAAUUUCAGCUUGCCCACGGCUAACACUCAGUUGUCCACUAGCCAAAGAGAAUUUUGCUUCAGCAGACAGAGACAUAGCUCAGGGAAGACUCUCUGAAAUUAAUUGUCAUGACUAAUUUCAAUGAGUCUGUUCCAGAUAUAAGUUAGUUGGAGAAUAAAACAUUAAAACAAUAUAAACUUGCAUCAUCAAAACAUGUAACAAAACAAUCCCAUUAAAGCAGUUAAAACAGGAGCCUCAAGUCAAGAGAACAAGGGAACGCCUACGUAAGUAUUGUCAGAAGCUGAAAGGAUGCCAGUACAGGUGAUUGGUUGUUUUUUUUCAAGUUUGAUUUUUUGGAAAAUUUCUGACUUAAACCAGGACUUGGAAAGAGUAGCAGUGUGCCUCUGAGUACCAGUUCUUGGGAAUCACAAGUUGGGGAAUGGGCUGUUGUGCUCAGGUCCUGCUAGUGGGAUUCCCAUAAGCAUCCAGGCAACCACUGUGAUAACAGGAUGCUGGACUAGAUGGGCCGUUGCCCUGAUCCGGCAGGGCUCUUCUCAUGUGUUUAUGUUAAUGGAGGGAAACUUCUAAUCCAUAAUGUUUUUUGGUGCUUCUUUGUUAGCUAUUGCUGUAUUUUUUUUUAUGAUGGCCUGCUUCCUUGUUUCACUGGCACAGGUCACAUUGAUGCUACUCCCUACUGCAGUGGACGGGGAAACUACAGUAAUGAUGUCUGUGGCUGCAUCUGUGAACCUGGUUGGAAGGGCCCCAACUGCUCUGAACCAGAAUGCCCCCAGAAUUGCAACAACAGAGGGCAAUGUGUCAAUGGCAAGUGCAUUUGUGAUGAAGGCUUCACAGGGGAGGACUGUGGGCAACUGACAUGUCCUGGGGACUGCAAUGACCAAGGCAAAUGUGUUGAUGGCAAGUGUGUGUGUUUUGAUGGCUACGCCGGGGAGGACUGUAGCCAGGAAGUUUGCUUGGUGCCAUGCAGUGAGAAUGGGAAAUGCGUCAAUGGGCAGUGCAUCUGUACAGAAGGCUUCAGUGGGACAGACUGCAGCCAAUCCCUGUGCCUCAAUAACUGCAAUAACCGUGGGCGCUGUGUGGAGGAGGAGUGUGAGUGUGACGAAGGUUACACUGGAGAAGAUUGCAGUGAGCUUAUUUGCCCCAACGACUGCUACGACCGUGGCCGUUGCGUUAAUGGGACCUGCUAUUGCGAUGCUGGGUUCACUGGAGAAGAUUGUGGGGAAAUGACUUGUCCCAGCAACUGCCAUGGGAAUGGUCGAUGUGACAAGGGUUCGUGUGUAUGCUAUGAAGGGUUCAUGGGGGAUGACUGCGCCGACCGGAGGUGCCCCAAAGACUGCAACAAACGCGGCCGUUGCAUUAAUGGACAAUGUGUGUGCCAUGCGGGUUUCCUGGGCCUUGACUGUGGAGAAGUGAGAUGCCCCAGUGACUGCAACAACCAUGGUCGCUGUGUGAAUGGCCAGUGCGUGUGCAAUGAAAAGUACAUGGGAGAUGACUGCAGUGAACUGCGUUGCCCCAAUGACUGCAACAACCGUGGCCGCUGCAUCAAGGGGCAGUGUGAGUGUGAUGAGAGGUUUAUGGGGGAUGACUGCGGAGACUUGAAAUGCCCUAAUGACUGCCACAACCAUGGAAGGUGUAUCAAUGGGCAGUGCGUGUGCAACGAGGGCUUUGUGGGUGAGGACUGUGGGCAGCUGCAGUGCCCCAAUGACUGCAACGACCGGGGACGCUGUGUCAAUGGCAAGUGUGUGUGUGAUGACGCCUUCACUGGUGUGGACUGCAGUGAACUGCGGUGCCCAAAAGACUGCAACAGGCAUGGUCGCUGCAUCAAUGGCCAGUGUGUGUGUGAUGAGGGCUACACAGGGGAGGAUUGUGCUGAAAGGACCUGCCCCAAUGACUGCAACAACCGUGGGCGCUGCAUCGAUGGUGUGUGUGUUUGCAAUGAAGGCUUUGUUGGGGAUGACUGCCGAGAACUGGCCUGUGUGAACAACUGCAGUGGCCGAGGCCGUUGCGUGAAUGGGCAGUGUGUUUGUGAAGAGGGCUUCACCGGGGUAGACUGCAGCCAACUGCAGUGCCCCAAAGACUGCAACAAUCAAGGGCGCUGCAUCAACGGAGUGUGCAUAUGCGACGAGGGAUACCAGGGACAAGAUUGCAGUGAGCAGUCCUGCCCCAACAACUGCAACGAUCUCGGGCGCUGUGUCAACGGACAGUGUGUCUGUGAAGAAGGUUAUGUAGGGGAUGACUGUUCUGAUGGUAAGUACCACCCAAAGAGUUACCAUUAUGUGCAUGGGCUCCCAGUGGGAGGCAAGGUGGGGCAGUUGCCCACAUGGAUGAACCAUCAUUCUCAGCAUUCUUUUAUUUAUUUGUUUUUUAUUUAUAAAAUUUUAACAGCUUUUAUGCACACAUUGUACUGUAUUCAUCACUUCUUUUCCAAAGACUUCCUAAUCCAUCUCUCUGUGGCAUACUAUGGAAAUCUUGAUCUGCUGCAUAUCCUCAUAUUUUACCCAUUAUCAUUUCAAGACUUCCUUUUUGAUGUUAUCUGCUACUCAUAUGUUAACUCCUACUUGUAGGUUAAAUUGUAUAUUAUACCCUGUAAGAUAAUCUCCAAAACACCUCCACUCUUUUCUUAUCUUUAACUCAUCCUUAUUCCUUAGUUUUGCCAUCAUAGUUACUAAUUCUAUGCAUUCUAUCCAUUUGUUCUGCCAAAUUUCCUUUGUGGGUAUCUCUUCUUCUUGCCAUUUUUUUUGUUUUUUUUUUGUUUCUUUGGUUUUUUUUUUGCAUAUACUAUUCUAGCUGCAGUGGUUGCGUACAAAAAAAUAUUGAGUGUCUUUUUUGGAAUGUCAUCACCUAUUAUCUCUAAUAGAAAGGCCUCUGGUAUUUGGGGAAAUGUGAGUUUUAGAAUCUGUUUUUAAUUCUGUGUGGAUAAUUUACAUGAGCAUAUUUGCAUGACCACCACGUAUGGAUCAGGGUUCCCUCCACUUUGUGGCACUUCCAGCAUAAAUUAGACCCUUUUAAAUACAUUUUCACUAAUUUUUCUGGGUGUCAAGUACCACCGGUACAUAAUCUUUUGUAGGUUUACUUAAUAUGUUGUAACCAAUAUCUAUGGCCCAUUUUGUCGUUGGCCCAUUUUGCCCCACACUGUCUAGGCAGAGGUCUGCACUUUAAAGUUCCAAGCCAGAGCUUUCUCUAUGAAAACCUGCUCUUUAAAACUGAAGUGCAAUGAAAAGCAAUUUGGGUUUUCUGUGAAUUUCCGUUUCCUCCAAUUCAGCUGUAAAGAGCAGGUUUUUGUGGGGAAAGCUCAGGAGCAGCAACAACAAAAAAAAGAGCACUUGGACAGAGCUUUAAAGCAUGGAGGUGAGGUAAGAGGAGGCUAGAGUGAAGAGAAAAGCAACCUCCUCUCAGCACCCUAAACAAACUGUUUCCAGGAGUCUCUGAGGGAAGCCGUUACAGUUUAAAGUGCUAUGAUACUGUUUUAAAUGUAUAGUGCAGACGGCUUCAAAGUUACAAACGAGCUAAAGGUUCAGCACAAACAUUUAAUAGAGCCCUCUUUUAACUGUACUAUGUUGAACAGCAAGGUAUGGGUAGCAUUUUUUCCUGUAAAAACAACAACAACAAGCAAUGUGAAAUCCAGGUUCUAGCGUACAUAGGGUGCUGGUGGGAGCCUUCAGAACUCUGAUUCCCCACCUGCAGUCCAAAAUUACUACCCCCAGCCCCGUCAUGCAUCCUAGCCCUUAGCAUGGCAAAUGAUCUGUGUCUCAGUUUUAAAAACAUAUGCCAUUUGAUUCCCUUCCAUGAUACAUGAUUUUAUUUUAUCUUUUAAUUUCUCUUGUUAGUAUUGCCUCCAAAAGAUCUGACAGUUACAGAUGUGACUGACAAGACUGUCAACCUGGAAUGGAAGAAUGAAAAUGUGGUCACUGAAUACCUCAUCACCUACAUCCCUACCGGAACUGGUGGCUUAGACUUUGAGUUCAGAGUGCCUGGGAACCAUACGUCAGCCACCAUCCGGGAGCUGGAGCCUGGUGUGGAAUACUUCAUCCGUGUUUUUGCCAUCCUGAAGAACAAGAAGAGCAUCCCAAUUAGUGCCCGGGUUGCCACUUGUAAGUACAUUAAAGCCCAGCUGAGCCAUUCAACUAACUUGCUUGUCUACAAAACACUUACCUUCCUGUAAAAUCAGGAAGGAAUACAUGGGUGCACUGCUGUUUGCUUCUAUGUUAUUGUUUCUAUGUUAUGAGCCCAGAUGUAAUUAAGUGGGUACUAGUUGGGGCAGCCAUCAUUUCCCCUGGUUCAGAAAUCCUUUCUCCAAUACUAGCCAAGUGCAAAACACCUCUUAUUUAGCAAAGGAGGCUGGUCCAUUAGGGUGAAUGGGGCCUGACACUGCCCUGCCAGCUCUCACCUGCCUACCUUUUUUACUUAGGACCAGCCCAGAGGGUAGAACUGCCUAUCAGCUUCCUCCUCCCAAUUCUCUGUGUUGCCCCUUGCAGAACCAAGCAGGAAGGCGCUUCAUCAGAAAGCCAAACCUGAGUGAAGGCAAUGCUCUUACUCUGGAAUGACAACAUGUAGGCAAAGGGGGGAAAUGGGCCAAGGAGCAAAGCAUGAAAAGAUUUAAGCCAUCUUUACAGCCCCCCCCCUCCUGCCCUGUUGAUAUUUUAACCCCCUCCCAUUGCAAGAAUCUCCUGAUCUGAUGUUUUCAGAAAAGAGGGGCUGGAAACUGCUCUUCCCUUCUGCUCCUGACUGCCUGCCUGACUCUGUGUGUGGAGAGAGUCUUAUCUAUGUAGUGACUAGAUGGCUGAGUGAGAGCUGUAACACUCAUGCAAGCCAGUAGUUCUUUAGUUUGCAGUAGCUAUUAGAAAUAAAAGAAGUUAUGCUUCACAGCUAGCUCCCUUGUUAUUUAUUCUCUGCUGAGUCUGGUGCUCACAAUGCACAGUUGUGAGUCCAGUGCACUGCGACCUGCUUUCCAGAACUGGAAGGCCCCUGAAAGUGCUCCAGUUGCCUAGCCCAGUCGGGGCAGAACCAGUUAUUGAGCCCAGUCGCUGACAUCGGUUGAAAGGCGUACUGACAUGCCCCAUCCCACAUUGCAAACAGGAAUGUGGCUCUUUGCAACCUUCCAAUGAGUUGAUGGAUUUGGAGGAACUGCUUUGUUUCAGUCCUAAAUCCUGGGCCUUCCUCAAGAAUGACAGGGAAAAGAUUUGAUAGUGUGUUCCCAGUAUGUCAGAUUUCUUCUUUGUAGCUUACUGGCUUUCAAGUAGUGUUCCAGCAUAUAGUGUUGGGGGUAUUUCUAUAUAUAUAUAUUUAAUGAAUAUGGUUUGAAUGCUGAAGCCAUGCUUCAUGCAUCUGCUUUCUGCUAUUGCUUUCCAGAUUUGCCUGCUCCAGAUGGCUUGAAGUUCAAAUCUAUUAAAGAGACAUCAGUGGAGGUAGAGUGGGACCCCCUGGACAUCCCAUUCAGUGGAUGGGAGAUUGUUUUUAACAGCCUGGUAAGGAAAGAUAUGACCUAUGAGUGGGUCCCUUGUGAUGUGAAGGGUCCGGGUUACAUUUCUUGCUUCUUUAAAUUCCAAAACUUAUGCAUUGCAGAAGGAGGAAGACAAUGUGGGAAUCAGGAACAGUCUAAAGAAGCCUCAAACAUCGUAUCUGCAACCAGGCUUGGCACCAGGGCAACAAUAUAAUGUGUCUCUUUAUGUUGUGAAGAAUCAAACCAGAGGACCUGGCCUCUCCAGGGUAAUAACAACAAGUAAGUAGCAACUGAAUGUGAUCAGCCUCUAGGUGACUGUGCCAGUUAUUAGUCUGAUUAUUUAGUGAGUUGCUUCUUGUUUGUUGCAAGAAGAAAAUAAAUACCCUGGGAAGGUGAGCAAGCAGCAAUGCUGAGAGAAGCUAGAAUGGAUGGCAUUUGCAGUGGAUGACUGUAGCAACUGUCAAAACUGAUCGUUGCUGCAAUCUUCAAGAGGCUUCUCACCAAACAAAGGAUGAGCAAGGUCAUUAACAAAAGCAUAAUGAAGUACUCUAUAUCCAAACCACAACCAUUAUCACUGGAGAACAUUUUAACACUAAAAAUUACUUAGUUGAUUUGAAUCUAUUUUUCCCAAUAGAGACUGCAAUUGCAGAAUACUGAAAAAUCACUACUCUUUCCAUUGUGAGAAAAUGAGAUGCCGAGGUCUGACAGCAAACACUAGAGCCUGUGCUGUGAAAGGGAAGGGAGAAAGCAAACCAGUCAAACCAACCUCUUCCUCUUAACUUCCACUGCUGGGAAAGGGCCCAUGCAACAAGAGCUCCUUCUUCUCACCAGACACCCUGCCCCUCAACAGCUGCCGAACACUCCAGAUAGCCCAACCCAACCUUGGGCAAUAUGAGACUGUCUUUAUCUGACUCAGUCAAAGCCUUAGCAUGCCCAAAAGCAGUUCAUUUUAGGAUUCAGGAGCUGGAUAACUGGUGUAUAAUCUUAUUUAAAGGGCCUGUUACCUUUUCUGUGUACAUUGGUGUCUUCUGCGCAGCAAAGUUUCAAGCUGGGGGACUUAGAAUUACAGAAUCAUAGAACUGUAGCGUCGGGAGGGACAUCAAUGGUCAUCUAGUCCAACCCCCUGCAACACAAGAAUCAUAUCUAAAGAUUCUCAGCCAUCCAAACUCUGUUUGAAAACCUCAAAUGAAGGAGAGUCCACGACUUCCCAAGGUAGUCCAUUCCAUUGUCAAACAGCUCUUGCCACCAGAACUUUAUUCCUAAUGUUUAGUCAGAUUCUCCUUUCUUAUAAUAUGAAUCCAUUUGUUCAGAUCCAGAACCCUCUGGAAUACCAGAAAAUAAGAUUGGUCCACCUUCCAUGUUACAGACCUUCAAAUAUUUGAAGACGGCUAUUGUUUCACCUCUCAGUCUUUUCUUUCUGAACAUACCCAUCUCCCUCCCAGCUCCUCAAGUCUUUCCUGAUCCUCUGGUGAAUCUCUGGUCCACCCACUGGUCAGGUUUCACCCAUUGGCCAGGAAUCUCCUUAGAGCUCAGGGAACAUGAUAAGGGAUCUGGUCCCAGCAGGUCCACAUGGGAAGAACCAAGCCGCCUCCUUGGAACUCCUGUGGUGAGACCACUGGGCACAUGAGGAUUCUUGGUCUGGGGCAUGUCAGCCAAGGAGCAAGUCAUGGGAGUUGAAACCUUUCUCACAUGUCCUCCCUCCUCACCUCCACAAUGUAACAGGCAGCAAUUGGAAAGAUAAUUUGCUUCUCAGAACUGCAGUCUCCUAACAUAGUGUGGGGUGCAUCUAACCAGAUGGCUACUCAUUUCAUAAUGGGGCCCUAAUUGAAAGGCUAGGGCUGAGGGCCCACUGACAGCCUCCUUCCAGAUGCCCCACAAGAACUGGGAGCCAAUACUGUUGGAGAGACUAGUAACAUAAUAUUGACACACAUUGGGAUAGGAAAAGGAAGAGUACAAUGGAACUGUGGAGGAGGUAGAGCCAUCCAUUGAAAAAACUAUCUCUCUGCAUUUCUGUUGGGUCACCUUCCUGCUGUGUCUAGAUUCUUACAGCAGUAAAGAGGAACAAUAAAGGCACUUUAUGUCACUGCAGUUCUCGUUGCUGCUGCAAAAAGAGUAUGGAUAUCCCCAGAGGGUUAGUAAGUGGGCAGCAGUACUGAAGCGGGGGGGGGGGGGGGGCUCUCUGCAUGUGCCUGUAGCAACUGUCAGAUUGAAUAGCUUCUCACCACAUGGGGAAAACAUUUUAUCAAGUUUUAUAUGGUUUAUUAGAUACAGAGAAAAUUAGAAAAUGUGGUAAAUUAACUAGCCAACUAAUUAAUGAAUUAAAUGAAAAUGAAGACUGUUUUGAGAUGGAAUUGUAUGGCCUCUGCACACCCCCACCCCAAAUAAUUUUUGCAAUUCAUUCAAAUUUAUUUUUGCACCCUUUAAAAACUCAUGAAGGAGUUGUAUGGUAUCCAAAUAUUCUAAAUCCCUGUCUCAUCCUUUUUCGUACUCAACAGAACUUGAUGCCCCCAGCCAGAUCGAGGCAAAUGAUGUUACAGACACUACAGCACUGAUCACAUGGUUUAAACCAUUGGCUGAGAUUGAUGGUGUUGAGCUGACUUUUGGGCCCAAGGAUGUCCCAGGGGACCGAACAACCAUCGACCUCUCGAAGGAUGAUAGCCAAUACUCUAUUGGGAAUCUGAAACCACACACCAAAUAUGAGGUGACACUAGUGUCCCGACGUGGGGAUAUGGAGAGUGACCCUGUGACGGAAACCUUUGUCACAGGUAAGAGGUGGUCAGAGUUCUUCUUCCUACUUACCUACCUACCUACCAUGGUUUCCAGUAUGGCAUCGAUGGAUGCAAUGGUGUCCUUGAUUGAUAACUUUGGUGCCCAUAGACCCACUGAGCUCCCUCUCACUCAGUGCCCUUUUAGUCAUGAUGUGGUGAGGAAUUUACUUUUUUUCAUCCCUUGAGAACUGCAUAGAGCUGGGGGAGGAAGUUGGAAGUCAGACACACUUUCCCACUUCCCUUUUCAGUUCUAUGUGCUUGUCAGGUCUUGUAUUAAUUGUACUGGAUCUGACUUGCUCCCAGAUCACUUGGAAAAGCAAAGUAUAUGAUCAGAGCAAGCUACAAGUUGGGACCAGGCUGGUCUUCCCUUGUUGGAUUUCUUGCCUGAAUAGCAGCUGAUGACUUUUGCUUCUACAGUUCCAGUUUAAGAACUCCAGCAGGUAGUUGGAGCAGGGUGUCCUUUUCUGGCAAAGCAGCAGCAGCUGCUUCAGCCGAUGGAUGGGUCCAGGCUAGUCUCUUUCUUGCCGUGACAUUCUCCCUGGGAGAAAGGGGAGCAGCCCCCCAGUGGGCCUUGGUCUACUGGCUGAUUGCAGAGGCCAGUGUGUGUUGCCCUUGAGCUCUGCUAGCUCAGAGCAGACGUCUACUAUGCACUAAAUCCAUUGCUUUUAAAAUUAUCUACUUUUGGAGAAUUGAUUCAGUCCUUACUUUUCUGACAACAAAUAACUGCCUUGGAACCAUGGUGCACUGCAGAACAUUAUGGAGCAAUCCACGGGGCACAUUCAGUGUACUAGUUAAGCCUUUGAGCAUCACUAUUGCUCCACAUGAACUGCAGAUGUGCACCAAAGCUCACCCCAAGCGCAUCUGCAGAAACACUUCUCUGGAAAUGCUUGGGAGUACUGGGAACACUGGUGUGCCACCACAUUGAGGAAUCUUUUGAGAAUCUUCUGAGGAACACCAAGGCACCCUGGGAUUUAAUCCAAAAACUACUGCUCUAUCACAAGGGUGGGGAACUUGUAGUCCUGCAGUCUGCAGAUGUUGCUGAAUGCCAAUCCUUUUCAGUACCAACCAGCAUGGCUAAUGGUUAGUGUUCACUGGGAUUGUAGUGUAGCAACACUUGAAGGGCUACAGGUUUCCUAUCUAUGCUAACAUACCAAGGUUGAAAGUAUUGGGUUGCAUCCUACUAGGUUCUACUCAGGGUAGACCCAUUGAAAUGAAUGGACCUGUUAGUCAUGUCCAUUAAUGCCAAUGAGUCUACUGUGAAUAGGCUUGGCAUUGGGCAGAAACCACUGUGCUGUUAGAAAGAGAGAGUUCAUAAAUGCUGAACCAAAUCUGAACAGAGCAGAAGGAAGUUUGCCUGUCACUAAUGGGGAACAUGUCCUAACAUUUGUUAAGCCCAAAGCUUCCCCUGCAGUUCUGCAUACGCAAAGUUUGCUAACAGUUAACCACCUUCCUUCUGCCCAGAACUGGAUGCUCCAAAAAAUCUGAAACACCUGUCUCAGACGGAUAACACCAUCACCCUGGAAUGGAAGAACAGCCAAGCAACACCGGAAGCUUACAGAAUUAAGUAUGCCCCCAUUUCUGGUGGCGAUCAUGCUGAAGUCACAGUACCCAGAAGUGACCAAGCCACAACUAAAGCUACACUCACAGGUAUGGCUCACCUGAAAGGUAGUCAAGUUACUGUUGGACCAAAUGUCUAUAUAAGUUGCAUGGCCUCAAGCUUGAAUUGCAUUCUUAAGACUACAAAUCUUAUCAUGCAGGGCUAGUUAUAAGACUACAAAUCCUAUCAUGCUGUGGCAUUCACAAGUUCUUAAUCUUUUUUAUUAAAUAAAAGAGGGGGACACCUUUUUGACUGACACAGAGAUGGCAAAACAUAUAUGUUUAAUAUAAAAGAUAAAUAAUUGCACUUUUAAAAUCUUCACAACUAAGGUUUUAUUCCUAUGAAAAUGUAUACUUGUUUAAUAUAUUAAUUGAUUGGUUUAAGAACAUAUAAUUAAUUGAAACUUCUUUAAUCAAAUGGCAACAUGAAUAAAAAGCUAUUUCUGUUGUUGCUGUUGUUGUUUAGGUCUCAGGCCAGGAACAGAAUAUGGCAUUGGAGUGACAGCUGUGAAGCAGGACAAAGAGAGCUCUCCUUCCACUAUUAAUGCUGGAACUGGUAGGAAAAUGUCUCAUCUUCUUUAUAAUAGGAAACAAAUUGCCGGCCAGGAACCCCGGGGCUGUGGAUUGUAUGUGUAGCCAGGCUUCAGUGCCCUCUUCAGACACAGAAAGGAAUAGCAGCAGUGAUCGACAAGCAGUACAAAGCCUUUGGAUUGUUCAGAUUUGAUAUAAAUACUUUCUCCAUCUUUCCCAGCUUAAGAUACUGAUGCCUGGGUUCCUGAGCCACAGAAUACAUUAUGCAGGUCACAAGUAUUGUCACCCAGGGCUGCCACCUGACCCUGACAGUCUCCAUUAAACACUCAGUAUUACAGGAGUAAUGAGGCUUUUCCAGCUCAAGGGAUGCUUCACCUCAGGGGCAUCCCUUUUAGAGAUGCACGCCAGUAGUGGGUAUGGCCAGAGGCAAAAAGUAGGCAAAGCAAAGGAUGGGAUUCUAACCUUCGUAAACUAGGCUCCAUUCCAGCUUUGCAGAAGUGAGAGGUUUCUAAACACACACGCGCCUUUCACCAUCCUCCAUCCAGGGAAGAAAGGGGAAUAAUCACAAUUCAGUGUCACAUACGAUUCAGGUGUGGCCUGGGGAGGAGUUCUGUGGGCUGUAUAGAGAGGCUUGGAGGGCCACAUUUGGCCCCUGGGCCCUAGAAAAAUAAGGGGAGCCAGUGAAAAUGGGAAUCAUUAUAAGUAUUAUUAUCCUUUAUUUUUUCUUUAAUGAGCUGGCAGUUAGUGAGACUGUAGACCAUCACCCCAGCCCACUUAAACCGGGACCUGGGUGUAUAGUUGGGUUCCCUUCUUGUGAUAUUGGUUUCCAAAGCUUGUAGGCAGACCUCUUUGAAGCCCACAUUUUCCCCAUUUGUAUGUAACCCUAAGCCAAACAGUGGUACAGUACAGAUAAGCAAAUGUGCAGGUUUCCAGAGAGGAGAUCAUGGCUGCCUUAUGCCUCACUGCUCACUUUGCUGCUAUGCUUAGCUAAACUGUGGUUUGGCUUAGAGGGUCAUUCAAACCUGGGCUUGUGCUUUAACUCUCUCCACAAGCUGUAAACUCUAGAGCAAACCUGUAUGAGCUCAUGGUCUGUUUGGAGAGGGCUAAAUCCUGGCUCAAAGCUUGGAUGACAUACUGAGCCAAACCAUGGCUUAGUUUGGCACAGCACAGCACCAAAAUGGCUGGGGAGAAGCAAAUUGGCUUCAUUCUUCUGUCAGGGAGCCUAUGUGUUUGCUUAUUACAUACAAACCAAGCCAGUGUUUUUGUUGGAUGCAGUGUGUAUUCACAUAGGAAGUGCUGAAUUACCUUGGGCACCAGGUGAAUGAACAUUCAGAAUAUCCCACAUACUUUCACAAAUGAUUUUUCUGCACUCUUAAGAGUACAACUCACAUGAUCUAGAUUAGAACCAAUACCUUUCUCAAUACAGAGGGGACUACAGAGCACAAAGCUCCCAGGACUGAACUAGACCAGUGAUUUCAAAAAAAUGGAUAAAUAUCGUGCCAAUGUUCUGCGGAUAUAUGUACAUUUCAAAAUUGCAGAGAGAGCUUGCUAGGCUCUGUCAUGCAUAAAGCCACGUAAAUUCGGAACACACUGCACUCUUUCCUCCUGUAUCAGCAAAUUUCUAACUGGCACUCUGCCUGUCCUGGAAUAGAGAGGGGAGUCAGAAAACUGGUAUGUGGGUAGGGCUGUUUUACCUCCCUCUUGAAGCCACUUCUGAAGAGGACAUUGGCAUGGACUAAAAAGUUUCUUUCAAAUCACUAAUAGUGGUGGUCAACCAGUGGUUGUCACUAGGCCAGGUCUGAACUGCAGGCCCUCUGCUCACCACUGUAUCUUAUAUUGGGAAAUGUGUCCCAAAAGCGCAUACAAAAUUGCAGCCAAGCAACAGGAUCUAUCUGAGGGUUUGCAGAGGCAACGCUGUUUGCACAACUAACAACUUCAUCAUAUGGCAGGGAUGGGGAACCCUUUUCAGCCUGAGGGCCACAUUCCCUUCUGAGCAACCUUUUGAGGGCCACAGGUCUAUGGAGUCGGGGCCAGAUACAGAAGUGUGUUGAACAGCAAAUGUAAAUGCCACCAUUAUACAGUUUCUAGACACAUAUACCCCUCCAUCUCCUCCAUGUAGGCAGUCUGAUAAUUGCAUUAUUAGAGUUCAAGGAAGACACAUUUUCACCAGGCAGAAAGACUCAAGGAGUUUGUGAAGCAAGACUAGUGAGGGGUGUGCCCUGGGAAGUAUCCCAAUCUUGAGGGUCGGAGAGAGAGGCCUUGAGGGCUGUGUUCAGAUCUCCAGCCUGAGGUUUCCCAAACCUGCCAAAGGGGAUUCAAAGAUUUUAAAAGAAUGGUAUUACUCUUUGAAUAUCCAUGGGAUUGUUACACUGAAGAGGAUAAAUACUUACUUUCUGCUGCCCUUGAAGGCAGGACUAGAUGUAAUGUGUUUAAGGGUACAGUAUGGUCACAUUAGCUGCUUAAAAUGCACUGAGGUCAUUUUGCCCUUGCUGCAAUUCAAACGUUGGUGACAUGGCUGAGAUGGCAAUGAGGGGGGUGUCAACCCCCCCAUGGGAUCACUGCAUGGGCCUGGAUACCUGGCCACAAUGCUGCCCACCACAGAAGGUGAGCAGACUUGUACCAUGCUGUUCACUUUGGGGGGGGGGGGUAUCUGUACCCAACAUGCAUUACAUUUUUUGCUUCCACACCCCUGCAACCCCCACAACUCUUUCGCAACCCUUUCAGUAAUAUAGGAGUAAACAUCUCUUAAGCAAUACAGUACCAAAUGUUUGGGAAUCUUCCAGUAACAGUUCUCAGUAGAAGGAAACUCAACCUCUCUCUGCGCUUUUUACACAGCUUGUAGUCCAGAAGAACAGGAUCAACAGAAUAUACUGCUCCAGCUCCACCCAAACACAAUUGUUCAUUAACUGAGUCUUGUUAAAGCGAUUGGUCUACAUGGCCCAAAAUGGUCCCCCAACUCUACAAUUCUCUUAUUUCUCUUUGCACACAGAUCUGGAUCGUCCCAAGGACUUGGAAAUCACUGAUCCUACCGAGACAACUCUCACUUUGCGGUGGAAAAUACCCCGGGCUAAAAUUGAUCGCUAUCGCCUUACUUACAUGACCCCUGAUGGGAGGAAGAAUGAAAUGGAGAUUCCUGCCGAUAGCACAUCUCACAUCCUAAGAUCCCUAGAUGCUGGGACAGAGUACACCAUCAACCUUGUGGCAGAGAAGGGCAGGCACAAGAGCAAGCCUGCAACAGUGGUUGGCUCUACUGGUACGUGCCUUUGUGUUUGCAUCUCCCCAAACAGGUUCUUGGCUUGCACAAUGGUUUACAGCCCAUGGCUGAGGGCCUGAAACCAAUAGCCCCUUGUACACUGACCCUUUGGCUCUGACCCUUCAGUUCACGCCUCCAACCAAAUUGUAGGCUUAAAUUCCUAUGGGGUGUGGGUACAGCAGACCAAAAAAAAAGACAGGCAGCCCAUAAUAUGCCUUUUCUGCCAUCAGCCCCACUUCCCUCUUGCUCCAGCUUAUAUUUGCAUCAUUUUUAUGUUUCAAGAGUUCCAGUGGGCAGGCACAUGAGCAGCAAAUGUGCUUUGACCCCAAAGAUGAGCCCUGUAAUACGCCUCUUUUCAAAGGAUGGAACCAGGACACUGUGUGGUUAUUUGCAUGGCGAUGCAAGCUGCCACAUUAAAUAGGCUUCUAGAUUGACUUGGGACAGGUUAGGGACAGACUGAACUUAGCCCUAUUCAAACCUUAAAUUUAAAGCACUAUGAUACAACUUUAAAUAGCCACUUUAAAAAUCAAUCUGGGAACUGUAAUUCAUUAUGGGUGCUGACAUUUCUUACGAGACCCCCUAGUCCCCUUGCAGAGCUACAGUUUCUAGAGUGGUCUAACAAUCAACCUCUCUUCACUGGGAAGUCUGGGACUGGUAGCUUUGGGGGAAGCUAUGACUGUUUAACAUGGUGCUAUAGUGCUCUAAAUGUAUGGUGUGAAUAUGGCCCUUGUCUUGCAAAAGCUCAUUCACUGGGAGAGGAACCAUCAAAGACACAAGCUUACAUCUGAUUAAUGCUUGCAGCCAUAAAUAUGAUAACAGCAUCUUCUUUCUAGGAAAGAACUUUUCAGGAAUGAGUUUCCCAGCCAGCCACUCCAAGUCUUUAGCUCCAGUUUUGGUGGUCUGUGCAGCUAAAGAAGUAACAAGAUCAAAGUUUCCUUCUGUACAUAUUUACAAGAUGUGCAUUGAUAUUCAGAUUAGUGUCUGGAUGUUAAUGAAAUCCCCAUUGUUCCUUUUAUGUUUCAGCAAUAAAAAAUAGAGUUCUUUGAUGGCGGGGGACUGGCAUGGGCAGCUCAUUAACACCAUAUGGAAGGUUUUUUCUUCACCUCUAUAGUCCCAUCUGGUUUUGAGAACCCAGGACAGUGAAAUGCAGAUGUUCCCCAAAUUAGCACAUGCUCCACAUUUCCCCCAUUUAGGUAUUGAGUACUUAGGGACCACAAGGAAGGGAAAGGGCUUUCUUCUAGAGUCUCAUAUCCAAUACCAAUCAUUUGAAAAUUUCAAGGCAGACAGUUUCUUUUAACCAUCUGCCAAGGCAAAAUUCUAAAAAAUGCACAUGCUAUAAAUAACUGGAAUCUCUCUGCAUGAAAUAAAUUAUUGGGUACGUAAAGGUCUAUUGUGGAAAGGGAUGGUGGGAAGGUAUUCAUUGCUCUCAUCUUGCCUAGUUUUAUCUGUCAACUUCUAUAUGAGGAAGGUCCAGAUUCUGAGGGGUAUUCCCAUUCCUGCUCAGUGGUAGGGCACCUGAUUUGCAUGCAGAAGACUACAGAUUCAACCCCUGGAGUCUCUAGCUAGGGCUGGGAAAGACUCCUGCCUGAAGUCCUGGACAGCCACUGCCAGUGUAAACUAUACAGAGCUAGAUUGAGGAAGGCAGCUUCCUAUCUUCCAGGGGAAAGGGCUGUAGCUCUGUGGUAGAGCACAUGCUUUGCAUGUAGAAAUUCCCAGGUUCAAUCCCCCAGAAUUUCUAGGUAGGGCUGUAAGAAACUCUGGCCUGAAACCCUGGAGAACUGUUGCCAGUCAGUGAGUUGUAUUGAACUGGGAGCAUGGCUAUUUAGAUCAAGGAAUCCAAGUUAGCCAUGCUCAUUAAUUACAGUAGGUCUACUCUGAAUAGGACUUACAUUGGUCACAACUCUAUGUAGACAAUACUGAGUUAGAUGGGCCAAAGGUCUGACACAGUUAAAGCCAGCUUCCUGUGUUCCAUAUUCUUCUAGGGAUUGUAUAAACGAGGUCUGAACAAAAGUUGUAUAAACAAGUGAGCUCAGAUGUCCAAAUCUGGACAUUUCUAGCAUCAAAGCCUAAACCCCCUAGGAUUUUCUUGUUUUUUAUUUAUCAGUGAUCGCCAGCCCAGAGUUAUUUCUUCCCCACCCACCUCUUCCUGCUGGACAGGGAUGCCAACUAUAGGGGCUCUGGGUGCCCGAGCACCCACACCGCAGGGCCCCUGACUCAACUUCCAGUGCCUCAUGAAGCACCGGAAGUCAUGUCUGAGGCCUUGUGAGACCUCAGAGAUGCUUUACUAGGCCUUGUGAGGUCUUGGAACCUGACUUCUGGUGCCACAGGAAGUCGGGUUCUGAGGCCGGGGGAUGUGUGUGACAUCAUGACAUCACAUCGCAACAUGACAUCAUGACGUUACAUGCACUGGGCACCCAUAACCUGGGGCCCAAGUUGGUUCCACUGCUGCUGGGGUCCCUCCGUAAUAAGUACAGGAGCUCUUGCAUCAAAGUUCUGCUAGCCACUGUUCUGUCUCCCUCUGCCCCCAAGUGAAGUUGCCCUUGUCCCAAUAUAUAAGCACCAGGAGGACCAUUCAAACAAGGGCCCAGAAGGAUGCUGGGAUGUGACUCAGGGAGAUGAUUGUUCCCUUAUUAUAUUCCCUUGAUUGCCUCUAAUGUGGGCAAGGAAUCUUCCAUCCUGAGCCAAAUCAUACAAGACAUGUUGCUUCACCCCUUCUGCUGUUAAAUGACACUGGGUCCCUUUGUACUCCUUUAGCAUCAGGCAGCUUGAGUAACCCAGGCUUUGCCUUCUGUGAUUCUUAAAUUGAUGUCCCCCAGGAACAACCCAUGGAAGCGAAGACUGGGGCAAUUUGAUAGCAUUCCUCCAAAGCAAAACAUGAGUGGGCUUUUAGGAGCCGCAGCCGAUGUCAGUCACACUCUGGAAAAUAAGGAACAUGAAUAACUUAGGUACAUUGAUUUUAGCAGAACUUAGUUGGAUUUGUUUUGUGGGAUUGGGGUACUAGAAAAAGAAAUGGUAUGAAUAGUUCCAAGGCCCUGAUCCAGAUUAAGUGAGAUGGUCUCAAAUCCCACUGUAACAACAGGGAUUUAAAUUGCAUUUCCUCCUUGAAGCUCAGGGUGAAACACAUUCCCUGCCCACCAGUGUUGUCUUCACAACAUCCCUGUGAGGUAGGGUAGACUUAGCUUCAUAGCUGCAGCUUAGGAUUUGAACCUCCCCCACCCUUUUUCUGGCAUGCCAGACUCUUAUUACGGAGGGACCCCAGCAGCAGUGGAACCAACUUGGGCCCCAGGUUAUGGGUGGCCAGUGCAUGUAACGUCAUGAUGUCAUGUUGCGAUGUGACUCUCCUUCUGGUUAACUCCUUCUGCUCAAGGACCACAGACAGACUGAAGUAUAGUUCCAUUUGAGACAAAGACAGUCAAAGUUCUACUUGUUUUCAUUAACAUCAGUAAAAAUGCUUCAUACUCUUCACCUCCUCAGCAGCAGGAAGUUCCUACUCCAUUGUAAAGGGUUGGCUGGUUCCUGGGACAAAGAAAACCACUGCAUCUAGGCCCUGUGCUGUCCAUACUGACUAACAGCCACUUCCUCAGGUUUCAGGUCCAUCUCUUUAGGUAGAAAAGAAGACAGAUUUACCCCAGUCAGCAUCCAGGAAAGCAUUCCCAUCUGGUAUGAUUUAGGGAGAUAGGAAGCUGCCCUAGAGUGAAGCAGACCAUUGGUCCAUCUAGCACACUAUUGUCCCCAAUUGCCUGGUAAUAGCUGUCCACUCAGGACAUAUUCGUUGCCCUACCUGGAGAUGUUCAGGGUUGAAUCUGGGACCUUCUGCAUGCAAGGCAGAUGUUCUCCCGCUGAGCUAUGGCUGAAGUAACAGUGAGGGAUCACAUUUAAAUUCUUUAUAGCAUUCAUAUUCUCAAUAUGAACAAUAUGAACCAUAUAUAGAAAUGGCAGCAGCAGAAGCUGCAGGCUUUGCUUAGAGUAUAAUAAAUAGAGGAAUUUCAUUUUUGGAAAGAAUGUUUAUAGUCAGAUAUCUGUUGUCCAUCCAAGAAGCUCUUAACUCAAGACUGUAUUUAUUCUUUUCUUAAUCUACCUGCUAUGUCUGGCUACUGUCGCCUCAUCUAGGCCUCUAUAUUUCUCAUAUUUAUUAUAUUUCUACCCCAUUCUUCCUGUUAGAGAGCUCAGAAUAGCUACAUGUAGCUCUCAGUCCAAGCUCAUGCCUGCUUUGCUUUGGCAAUGUUAUAGAAACAGAUCAUGCACUGGGUUGUUACUAGGAUGGGGAAGAAACAGGAUUCAGUUUGCAUUUAAAGAUAAACCUGCCAAAUUCACACUUCCCUAAAAUAAUGUGAAUUGAAGCAAAACCAUCAAAAUUCAUACUGCUCUGAAUCUUGUGAUGUAGUUCUCCAGCUAAAAAAUGUGUACAAAAAUGCAUAUACUAGUAUAAUCUGUGCAGGAGCAUGCAUAUUAGUAAAAAUAACAUACAAAAAUGCAUUAUAUUAGGAAAAUCUGUUUUCUUAGUUGUUGAAAGCAUGACAUUUUACCCAUUUAACCACUGUAUCCCAGAAAAUAUGAAAUUGCUGUUCACUAUGAAAACAGGAUUCUCUCCCCUUGCCAAUAGAAGACAACUGAUAUGGAGAUAUAGGGAGCACUAUCCACUCCCUUCCUUGAAAACAUAGGAGUCAAUUCCUAGGGGCUGUGGGGGCUUUGGCCCCCACAAUAAAAUAUUUGAGGGGACUGGGGCCCCAUGAAGUUGAUGGGCAUUCCCAUUCAAAUGGUGUGUAUGCAUUGUGUCAUGUGGUCGAUUAUGUGGGGUGGGGCUUACCAGCACCCCCACAAUAUUUUAUUCAAGUUGGCACUCCUGCUUGAAAAGAGAGGGAAUCAACAGAGAAUGGUCCACUGAUUGCACUGCUAUGCAGAUAACAGGGGUGUGUGCUGACCACAAGGUUCUGUUCGUACCACAGUCUGGCAUGUUGGCAAACAAACAACCACAAACACUGGCAUUGGUUUGAGUUCUACCCCCCAGAGCAGGAGAAAACAAGCUUGCACCAUCUUUCAUGUGACAGCCCUUUAGAUAGUUGAAGAUGGCUAUCAUAUCUCCUCUCAGCCUCCUCUUUUCCAAGCUAAAUAUACCUAGCUCCUUCAGCCAUUCCUCAUAAGGCUUGACUUCUAGACCCUUGAUUAUCUUGCUUGCCCUCCUCUGCACACAUUCCAGCUUGUCAACAUCCUUCUUAAAUUGUGGUGUCCGGAACUGGACACAAUAUUCCAGGUGUGGUCUGACCAAGGCAGAAUAGGCCGUUACUAUGGCUUCCCUUGAUCCGGACCCUAUACUUCUGUUGAUGCAGCCUAGAAUAGCAUUCGCUUUUUUUUACUGCUGCAUCACACCGUUGACUCAUGGUAACAGUGUUCCACCAAGACCCCUGGAUCCUUUUUACAUGUACUGCUAGUAAGCCAAAUGUCCCCUUAUUUACUUAUUUUCCAGUACUGCACAUAUACGUGGUUGCACAUGAGUCAAUUUCAUGUAAGUGCAGGGACUCCUGUACAUUUAUUUUUGAGACACAAAUAAGCAUUUACCGUAUUUACUUGAAUUUAAUACACACCUUUUUUGACCAAAUUAAGUCAAGAAAAUUAGGGUGUGGAUUAGAUUUGAUGGUGCAUUGGAUUUGAUUGCAAGCUUGAAUAACACCACUGACAUAGCAAUUACUUUUUUGGUUUCAAGGUUUUGAAAACUGAGGUGUGCAUUGGAUUUGAUUGUGCAUAAGAUUUGCAUAAAUAUGGUACCAUAAAUGCUUUAAAAAAUGUUUUUAAACUGCAGAUAAAUGCAGAAACAGAAUGAAACAGAGUUAUGGGUGAAACACAUGAAAUGAUGCAUAUCUGAAACAGAUAGGUUCACCCUUCCAUAAUCAGAUGCCAGUGUUGAACUGGGAAUGUACAUUUGCCAAAGCAUCUUGCCUCACCUUGAAAUGCUUGGAAUUCCCUUUCCCUUUCCCUAGUUGGGUUGCCUCGUUUCCCUCUCUGCUGGAGACAGGGAAUGAACAGAAAUAGUGAUCAGGGCUGAUGCUGUCAGCUGGCACGGUCAGGCAUUGGCUGAGGACCCACACUCCAGAAGCGGGUCCACUGACAAGCCCCAUCCUCAGACUUGCUUGUUAUCUUCACUUUUGUAAUCUGUUUGUUUAACCACCUCUUUUUCUGGCUCAAACCACAGUGGUGGUGAGGAGAAGGAGCAACAGAUGCCACUGUCUGCUUGCUCAUUGGCUUGCCACCUGUCAAACAAGCAGGUGGUACUAAUGAUGAAGUAGUAGAGCAGCUGGUGAGAAUGAAGGACUUGCAUCCAAGUAAAUUUUACUCAGAACAGACCCAUUGAAAUUAAUGUGCCUAACGUUUGUCAUCUCCAUUGAUUUUAAUGGAUACUCUGAAUAUGACUAACAUGGGACACAACCCACAGUGAGAAGGCAGAGUCAGUGAGUAAGGGAAAGGCAUGGAGGGUGUCUGGCCAAAGGGCCCUCCAAAAGCUGGAGCAAGCACUGAAGGUAAUUUAUCUUCAAAGAAUACACAAUAUCCAGGGGGUGCCAUUAGCAUGAAAGGUCUUCCCAUCCACUACUUGCACUCUCUCAAUUUACCUCAUUCGUUACUGCAUUCCUGUAAUAGCUUUGGGGGAGCAAAUAUUGAAUUGUUAAUGGUUUACUGUAAAGCAGCAGACUGUAUGUGUGUGUCUUGCAAAAUGAAUUUCAGAUGGAAAUCAGUCCCUGAAUUGCCUUUUUAGAUCCCACAGCUUAAUAUUCUUGCUUGCUAGAAAGCUAUAGCUUUACUGAGGCUAUCAAGGUUUAUGGGUGGCUUCGCUGAUGUCUGCUUCCUCAGCUGUGUUCCUGAAUCUCCUUUGGAAAUCUUAUCCCCAGGUUGUCUCCUAGGACAUAUAGCUCCUGAAGUGUGUGUAUAAGUGAAAGGGAGAUGGGCUCAUAAAUACGUAACCAGGUAAAAAUGGAACUCAUUAUCAUGAAAGCUUUGAGACAGACGGUACCUCAUCACUCCUUUGCUUGCUUUCUUUGACCUUCAAAUCUGAUUAACCAAUUUGGCUCUCUGUCCUUUAUAUCUAGAAAAAGAGCCUGAGCUGGGGAAUUUAUCAGUCUCAGAGGUUCACUGGGAUGGAUUCCAGCUCACCUGGACGGCUGGAGAAGGGGCCUUUGAGAACUUUGUCAUUCAGGUGCAGGAGCCAAACCAGCCAGAAAAUGGACAUAAUAUCACCAUCCCAGGCUACUUGCGAUUUGCGAAUCUUACUGGCCUCCUGCCAAGCACUCUUUACACUAUCACUCUCUAUGGUGUGACUCGGGGCUACAGAACAAAGCCCCUUUCAGUUGAAUCCAUGACAGGUAUCUUCUUGUCUUUUUUUGCAUCUGCUCACCUGUUUCAGCCACCAUUUCUUGCUUCCUUCCUUCCUUCCUUUGCAGAAAGAGAGAGAAUGGCAUCUGCUCAACCCUGCAUUGUUUCCCUCCCUCCCUCCCUCCCUAAUGACGAGCAAAUCUCCUGUAGGUUGACUAUUUCAUUUCAUGGUAACCCGUGGAACCACUUUCUGGAGAGCUACCAAUUGACAUGCUACUUGCUUCCCUGCUAUUUUCAUCUAAAAAACAGAGACAGGGGUUUAUCAGUUGUGAUGCUUUCCUUAUUUGAAGAACAUCCCUAGCAGAAUAUUAAGGAACUGAGUGAAAGGAACUGAGGCUUGGCUGUAGAUUAAAGUAAUCUUCCAGCAUGAAAACCAUAGUCCUAAAUCUAUGCUCAAAGGCACUUUCCUCUGCAUUUAAUUUCUUUUAUAAUCAUCUGUAUUCUGAAGAUCUCCAGGCAGCAUAAUAUGCCUCUUCUUCCCCUCCAUAUGCUAUCAGCUCAGUACAGUAUUUACAAAGUUUCUUUGCAAGUGUUUCAAAAAUGUGCAGCUAUUUCCUGAGAGUUUUCUCCCAGCUUAGUGUGUGUGUGUGUGUGUGUGUGUGUGUGUGUGUGUGAUCUAAAGGAUAUUAUUGCAACUUUCCCCUCUAGAAGUGUGCAUAGGAGAAGUCUCAAAAUCAUUCCUAGGGAGCUGCUCUGCAUUCUGCUUCUACGCAUGGGGGCCUUGAUUAUCUUCGACAUCUAUUUUGCAUUGGCUUUUAGCUUCUUUCCUUAUUUGCUUGCUUGAGCUGGUCUCUCCCCCAUUUCAUCUCCUGCAUUGUUCAUCUCGGGACUUGAAGUCAAAUAGAACAGACUUUGAACUUUCAGUUAAAAUCAAAAUUAAAAUCAAAUUCAAUGUUGUUUCCCUUCUUCAGCGAUGAAGCCCGAAGUCAGCAACUUAACAGUUUGGGGCAUCACCCCUGAAGGCUUCAAUCUCUCCUGGAUCACCACCAAAGGAAACUUCGAGAGCUUUAUCAUUGAAAUUAUUGAUUCCAACAGGUUGCUGGAACCCAUGGAAUACAACAUCUCAGGCCAUUUAAAGGCUGCUCAUAUCUCAGGGCUAUCCCCUAAAACUAAUUUCAUUAUCUACCUCUAUGGAGUUACUCGUGGUUUCCGUACUCAGGCAUUAAGCACUACAGCUACUACAGGUAUAUGAUCCUACCUCACGUGUAUCAUGUGUUAUUCAGUUUCCUUUUCAAGACCGUCCUUAACCUCAGCACCAUUUACUCUUUUAUACUUCCUAUUGCCUUCUGGUGAAUUGCAGAAAUGGACAACCAAAAUUGUAAGUGUGCUGAAGUGUUCCCUUACAUGAAAAGAUAUUUGGAGCUUUCUUCAUGGGCUUUUUUUUUUGGUAGGGAGAAGGGGCAAUAAAGAGGAAAAUUAACUAUUUGUGUAUGCCACUUUUAAAGUCAUUGUUUAACUAUGAAAGAGGUAACGAUGGCCACCAACUCGGAUGGCUUUAAAAGAGGAGUACACAAAUUCAUGGAGGGUAAGACUAUCAUGAGGCGCAAUGGCCAAGUUCUCCCUCUAGUCUGUAUGCCUCUGAAUACCAGUCGUGGGAAUCACAGAUUGUGUUAACAAGAUGGUGGACUAUGGUGGGCCUUUGGCUUUAAUCCAAUAGAGCUCUUCUUACAAUUUUGUAACAGAGAUAAGUUUUUCUUCCUCUCUUAUAAACACUGAAAGUAAGGGUUAUCUGGUGAAGAUGGCUGGCGGCAGAUUUAGGACCAAUAAUAAUAAUUCACUCAAUGCCUAUUUAAAUUUUGGGACUUUCCUGUGGUGCAGCAUAGAUUUUAUUAUGUUCCAUGAAGAAAAGCAGCCAUUUUUUCUAGAAGUGUAGAACACAUCCACUUUAAGGGAAAAUGAGAAUAGAAAUGCUUGUUAGUCCAUCACAAUAUCCUAUUUUGAUGGACUUGGGAAAUUUCUAAGUAGUUUUUUCUAAGGUAUAUUAUACUUUCCAUUGAUCCUCCAAAGGUUCAUAGGGAAGAGAAUGGAAAGUGUGCUGAAUAUAUGUAGCCACAUCUAGCAUCUUCUGUAGCCCCUUGCAGAUGUUGGUUAUACAUGUGAAGAACUAAUGAGUAUAACAACAAAUCACUGUUCCCAGGGAACUCUGGGAAUUGUAUCUCUGUGAAGAGAAUAGAGGUCUCUUAACAAUUCUUGGCACCCUUGAUGUGUUAAAAAUGUGUAGUGCAGGUGGGGCCUUAAUCUUAACAAUAAAGUCUCCACCCACCCCAGUUUCACUAAAAAUAUGAAGUUAUGAAGUUUCCCAUUAUACAUAUAAUAUUAUACACAUACUAUACCCCCCCCAGAUUUACUAAAGAUUUACUGAAGUAACCUGCACAUAAAUAGAUAGACACAGCAACACACAUAACUCUAUAAAGCAGUCUCAGCUAGCACAGUCUAUGUGGGACUAGUAGUCCAACAAAACCUGGAGAGCACCAUGUUGGUAUCAAAAUGCAUAUGUUUCAAUAUACAUAUAAGAGUGUCCAGAGGAAACAGAGUACAGCAUGAGGCACAAAUGUAUUUUUAAACAUAAUUUUGCAUAUAAUUAUCCAGAUUUUUUUAAAAAAAACCAAAAACAAACCAACAGUGCACAUAGUUUAGACAGGAGUAGGUUCUCAAUACAAGAGGCAGUUCAAUGUGAGAAAAGCCCAUGGGUUAGAAUUCUGUGUAUAUAUCUCUUUAAAACUGAUUCAUUUUCCAGUCCUAGUCGUCUCAAUGCUACCUACUGCUUUCCUGUAUUUUUGCCAUUGUAUAAGUUGGACAACCAAAAAGCACCCUUUAAAGGUUGCUUUGAAUGUUAGCUCUACUCAGAGUAGACCCAGUGACUAACUUAAGUCCAUUAAAUUCAGUGAAUAUAUGCUCAGUAGGAUUUAGCCGGAUACAACCCAAAGUUUACAGGUAGGAUUCCACCGGGCAUGUUUCUUCUGCAUCCUUGAGUUCUUCUGUUAUUGUAUUCCACCUUGGAAGUUUUGCCCAUGUUGAUUCCAAUGUGUUUUUUCCUCAUAGUAACUGCACACCUCCUUAGCAAACUCACAGUUUCAGAUACUUCCUCUGACAGCCUGUCCCUCAUGUGGGAAGCGCAGGACGUUGCCUUUGACCAUUUUCUCUUAGAUGUUAGAAACACCAACAACCAGUCUCUGGACUCCCAGCAGCACACAGUGCCGGGGGACUCUCGGAGCUUUGUCCUCAUCAAUCUCAGACCGAACUCUAAUUAUACCCUCCAGCUUCAUGGCUUGGUUGAUGGGCAAAGUAGCCAGACCUUGACGACAUGGGCUACCACAGGUAUAUCACCUCCAAGGUUUGCCUUUUCUCUGAUUCCUUUUACUCAUAAGUGCAGUUUCCCCAAGUAUGAUAUUUUCCUUCCUGUCUUAAUUUAGAAAGGGUGCUUAUUUCUCAGAACCGGAGUAAUCUUGAAGGAGGACAACAUUGUUACAACUGUUGUGUCCCAACAAUUAAGGACUUCUAUAUAUGCACACAUGCUAAUCUACAUCACAUAUGUAUGUGUAUGUGUGUGUGCUACUUACAACAUACAUAUAUGCAUAUAUAAAUAUAUGUGUAUGUACUUGUUCCAGCAGACAUUUUUCUAGAGCAUCACUGCAUCUGAUCUCCCAUCACUGACCAUCAUUGCACUUCUUCUGUCUUUCUUCUUCCUGCUUUGAUGUUUUCAUCAUGAGGCCUUGCUAUCCCACAGUUCUUGUCAUCCUGAGAGAUAAAUCUUUGCAUGCCACCUCGCUUUAUGAUGGCACAUAUCAGUGUUCUGCUGUUGGACCUAGAAGACACCUCAGUUACUUAUAUUUUCAGUAUUGCAAUGUAUCAACCAAAGAGAGGUGGGAAGCUGCAUGGUUGGUACCAAUACCAUGAUACAUAUCAAGAGUCUCAUCUGCCUGGCAUCUCUGCAUAUAUUAUUAUGCUGAGUCAAUACUUGGAAUGGAAAAGCAAAGCCCAUCUCUUUCUUGAGCUUCCAGCCCAAGAGUACAGUCACUUCUACCAAUCAUCCUUGAUUGGGGUUAGGAUGAUAACAUACCUUCCACAAGAUGCCAGCGUGUUUUGCUAACAAAGGCACCUCCAGGGUAACCAAGAUCCUACUGUAUGUCUUGCCUGACAGGAUUCUUUCAUUUUGCAUUGCAUGCAGGAGCUUUUAAGUUCCAAGGGCUAUGCCUGAUCUGACCGGAAAAGCAUGCUUUGACAAUGUCCAAGUGGUGAAGAAAUGUUGGGGAAACUAUUUCAAACUUGCAUGUUAAGUCUGGUGGUGCUAUAUCUGUCUUCUGUGUUGCUGUACAUUCCACCAUCUUCAGGUGAUCAUGAGAUCACAUUGAGCUUGUUUCUUUAAAGGCACAUGAGCAUUACAAAACCAUGCCAACACUGCUUUGUCACCAUAUGGCAGCAUGAGGGCAGUUCUAGCAUGAGUCCUUAAUUGGGGUCAGUUAGGUUUCACACAUGCAGUAAGCAGUGCUGAGGCAAGCACAGCUUCUUGGGAGCUGGCGCCUGCUUAAGUUCUGCUUUGGUCCCUGCUCACACCCAUUUUUCUCCCUUCCCUUCCUGAGGCAAAAAAUAAAACAUCUUACCUUGGGGAAAGAGAAGGGAGACUUAUUGGGGGGCUCUCCUAGAUGAGCAGACCAUCCAUUGAUGCAAGUUAUGUCAUUUUUAUACUCUGGACUUAGUGGUUUUGUGCCAGGGGUGGGGAACAUCACAUGUUGUUGAUUAAGUGAUGCACCUUCUGUUUUCUCUACCACCACAUGGCUGCCAACCAGUAAUGCUUUUCUCUUUCCGCUUUUUGUGUUCCCUUUUUCUUCAGAGGUCGAACCACAGCUGGGCAUGCUUACACUCACAAAUGCUAAGGCCAACACAUUCAACCUCUCCUGGACCACAAGAGAUGGGCCUUUUGCAAAGUUGGCUGUAAAUGUUAGAGAUUCCCAUUUGUUCCGGGAGUCUCAGAAGCUUUCGGUGUCAGGAGAGGCUCAUGACACUCUCGUCUCAGGCUCAGUAGAUUAUACUGAUUAUGACAUUAACAUUCAGGGCACAACCACAGGCGGGAGACACACUGAGUCUCUCAUCUCUUUGUUGAUGACAGGUACCCAUUUAAAAGACAUUGGGUGUUUGUUCCCCCCACCCCUUCCAUUCCCCUCCUAUUUGGAUUAAAUGAAUUGGCAAUUAUGAUUGCGGCAUUUUCACCAUGUACUGCCUAUCCCAUAUCUAAGAAUGUUGAUGGAUUACAGCUUUGUGGAGCAAAGUUGAUUGACUUUCAAUUGAGGGUUGCCUGUUUGUUUGUUUUAAACCAAACAGCAGUAGGCAAUGGACAAUACUAAAUUUAUAUUACUAUGUGUCUGGAGAAGAAAACAUUGACGGUUAAUAUGAUCUCCAUCUUCGUGUAAUUGUAGUCGUGAGAUCUUGGUCUGCCUUGGAAGGUGGUAAAUUCUCCUUUGCCAGAGGUUUUAGACCGAUAUUGUUGGGCUAAAAUUGCCAUCAAUCCCAGCCAACAUGGCCAAUUGUCAGGGAUGAUGUCUAACAACAUCUAAAGAGCCACAGGUUCUCUGCUGCUAUACACAAUUACUUGGACCCAAGUUCCACUGACCACACUGAGACUUACUUCUGAGUAAACACACUGAAGUUUGUCUACCACCGUCAUAGAUCAGUGUUUCCCAAACUUGCAUCUCCAGCUGUUUUUGGACUACAACUCUCAUCAUCCCCAGCUAGCAGGACCAGUGGUCAGGGAUGGUGGGAACUGUAGUCCAAAAACAGCUGGAGACCCAAGUUUGGGAAACACGGCCAUAGAUCUUAGAAGGCACUGAAGCAGAGCUUCCAUAGUCUCGGUUAUGACUAGGACAGGUCCAUGCAGGUGUUGAUGGGUCUUCUAAUAAUCUGGUCUCAAACUGCGGCAUAACCCUUUAUGCAGCUUACAUAGACCACAUCAUGAAACUUGACUGUGCUAUCCAUGGAGAUAUUGGAUUGUACCCAAACUAAGUUCUCUUCAGAGUAGACCCAAAUUAUUCAGUUCAUUGAUUUCAACAGGUCUAUACUGAGUAGGACUGGCACUGGAUACAGCCCACUGAGUGAUGGAUAUGCAUGUAUGAAUCUACCUUGAAAACUAUAUACAAUUAUUUCACCAUUAAUACUACACUGUAAUAGUUGCUAGUUUCCCCUGCUCCCCCAUGCAGACCUGUGGUUUAUAUCAAGUUACACACACUGUCUUAUCUAACUCUUUUUUUUUCCUCCUUUGUGUUUUUCACACCUUCCCCUUCUUUCAGAGCCCUUGCCCCCACUGGAAAACCUCACUUUCUCAGGCAUUAAUCCAUAUGGCUUUACAGUGUCCUGGAUGGCAUCAGAGAAUGCCUUUGACAGCUUUCUAAUAAUCGUGGUGGAUUCUGGCAAACUGCUGGACCCCCAGGAGUUCCUCCUCUCAGGAGCCCAGCGUCAGCUGACACUUAGAGGUCUCAUAACUGGCAUUGGCUAUGAGGUUGUGCUUUACGGUUUUGCUCAUGGUCGUCAAACUAGGCCCUUAAGUGUUGUUGCUCUAACAGGUAUUUUAAUGCAACUGGAAUGUUCUCUACCUCUAAUGCACACUUUCUUCAUCCUUCCUCUGGACACUUUUUAUUUUAAUGCUUCAUUUGGUGACCAACCACGGUUUCCCUCAUCACUAGCUACUGACACAUCCACUAACAUGACUCCCAUACUUCUCUUUCUUGGAUGCCCUAUUUUUCCUGUCUCUUGGAGAACCAAACUGAGAGAACCAACAGAUGUUGAUUUGUUCAGAUGUCUUUGAACCCCUAUCCAAAGGGGGAGUUUCAAUGUAUCCUCAUUGAUUGAAUCUUUGUUUAUACAUUCUACUUCUCUUCCCUUGUUUAUUUAUUCUACUUUUGGAAAAGCAGAUUGCAUGAGGUACACAGCAAGAGAAGAAUUCUCCUAUCCAAACACUGAUCAGGCUCACAGAUAUGGUUAACUUCAAGAAAACUUGAGCUUUCAAGAACUCCAUGAGUGUUAAACUCCCUAUGGGCUAGGUCAUUCUGCAAAAUGAUGACAGGGACAAUACCAGCUGUGAACAUUAUGGCCGACCAAGUAUUCUGAAGGGUACCCCACAUCUAAACCCAUCAAUAUAUCCAUUUAACUAAACUUAGCCCCACCACCAUAUUGUCUUCAUUGGAAAUCUUCAGCAGUGGCUUUGACCAAGGAUUUAAAUCCGUGUUAGGAACUUACUUCUGAAGGAAGAAUAAUCUUAAUGCUUGGAACAUUUUUUGGUAGUACUCCAGGACUCCUUAAAACACCUCUUCUCCAUGAUAGUCGGAUCUAUUUUCUUCAUACAAGAGGAUCUGCAAUGAUGGCAAAUAUGAUCUAAGUUUGCAUACAUAGUUGAGCUUUCAUAUUCCUUGUAAGCCGAGGUAUCCAGCUUCAUUGGAAUCCUAUUGGGGAAGAUUUUACUUAGUUGAUUAAUAUAUUGUCUUUCUUCCAUAGAACUCAAUGCAGCACAGCAUACAUAGGAUUCCUAGGCAAUCUCCCAUCUAGGCACUAAAUAGACCUAGACUGGUUUUGAGCUGCAGCCAGGUUGUUGUAGCUUGUGCCUUCACACUCAAGUAGCAAACUCCUAGUUCAAGGGUAUGAUCUAGCCCUCUAUAAAUAAUUCGUCCUGCCCUCUCAAGACCAAUGGCCAAAAGAAAAGGAAUGGAAGUAGACACAGCACUGCGAUGGGUGGAGAUGCUUCCCUACCAUCACCUUGAUCAUUUAAUGGAUAGACAGCAGUAAUAUUCCCUCUCUUCAGCUGAUCUGCUUUGUUCAGCUGAUGAGGAGGUUGUCUGCCUGUGUAUGUCCUUUGUAUGUGCAUGUGAGAGUGUGUGGGGAUCAUACACAUCACUGCAUUGCCCCACCAACCUCAGUCUGCACUUAGCCAGCACCCACCUGCCUAUCUUCUUUCUUGCAACCAGUCCAGGGGGUUUCAGUGUUUUAGUCUCAGUGUUGCCCCUUGUAGAACCCUGCAGGAAGCUCUUGACCAUCCUACUCUCUCUCUCUCUCUCUCUCUCUCUCUCUCUCUCUCUCUGUGUGUGUGUUUAAUCCUUUAAAAAAAAUCACCAUAUUAAUUCAAUUCCUAGCCAAGAAACUAAGGAUUUUUCCAAUCCUUAGCAGCAUUAUUUGACAUCUACCCAUAUUUACUUGUAGCCUUUCUGUUCUCUCUCUCCAUCUCUCUUUCAUUAUCUCAGAAUAUCUUGCUAAGUAAACACAGCUCCGGAAGGUGGAAGAAAAUUGAUGCUACAGCAAUCUUGGCAGCUUUUGAAGCAUGCAUGGCUAAACAGUGAUACCGCUUUAUUUAGUUCCUUCCACCUGUAAAAGUGCAACAAGUGCACUGCUGCAUCAGACCCAAAGUCCAUAUAGCCAAGUUAUCUUUUUCCACUAGUGGCCAGCCAGAUGGGCUUGGGAACUAUUAUGUCCCCAGAGGAACUAAUUCCAGUUCACAUAUGUCCCUUUACAAGAUGAGCUAGUUCAGUUCAUGUUCAGUUCACAGUUCCAUCUAAGUUCAUCCAAAGUAACCCUAAGCAAAAAAGAGAAAAAAAUCAGCAUUCCCAAGUUGCUGAACUGAAGUAUACAAUAUAUUUAAGACUAAGAAGACAUCAGAACACACACACAGUAGACUGUGAGUUCUUUGGUUUAUUUACCCCAAUUGUGAUGUUUAUGUUUAAAGGCCCAAAGAGUAAAUAAACAAACAAAACCCACAUGUAAGAAAAUAAAUCUGAAGAAGAACUAGAAAUUGUUCAAAGUUUCUACCCCCAAAUGAACUUAAUUCAUGUUUAGUUCACCCGGAAUUUUUGAGGACCACUUUCAGGUGUGGUUCAGAAGGGUUUUUUCUAACAAUUCAGUGAAACCAAACUACUUAAACCAAACUAGUUCACUACAAACAUGUGUGCUGCCUAUGUACCUGGAAGGUUAGUUUGUGAUGGCCUGACCCAGUUCAAAUUUUGGCACCAGGGAGGGAAGGACAUGCUACAGCCAGAUAAGAGCUUUUGCACCUAGGACUAUGCUCAUCUUGAGAUCCAGAUGCUCAUUACAAGCUGGGCACAUGCAUAAUAUGAACCUAGUAUUCCAGUGAAAUCACUAAUCAAACUGCUUCAGUCAGGUGUCAAACAUGCACCAUGUGGAUCAGAUUUGUCUGAAGAGGUGCUACAUAGAAGAGAGCAAAAAUUUAUUCUCAUCUGCUUCAGAGAAAAGAACUAGAACUUUGUGCUUAUGUUACAGGAGAUCAGGUUUCAGAUAAGCAAUAGGAAAACAUCUUGCUAGGGGAAAGCAGCUCAACAAUAGAACCAGCUACCUAGGGAAUUGGUUAGGCUCUCCCUCAGUCGAGAGUCAUCUGCUCAGGCAUGAAAAACCUCUGCCCCUCCAAAUGUUAUUAGACUUCAGCUCCCAUUAGUCCCAUACAGCAUGGCCAACAGGGAAUAGUAGCCCAACAACAUCAGGAGGGCUGCAGAAGCUCCCCACUCCUGCCCUCCAUUUUCUGUAUGGAUAGGGCAGAAGGGGUGGUUCAAUAAGACAGUGCUCCACCAACCCCAGGUAUCCCCACCUGCCUGCCUUCUUGCUUAUUACCAGUCUCAGUGUUAGUCUUGCAGAACUCAGCAGUGAGGAGGUUGGGAACAAAACUGAAAUAAGUUUACUCAGCAUAUCAUUGGCUUCACCUCCACCUACUGAUAGCCUCCUCGUCUUCUGUGCCACCAGCCACCACCGGAUCAGGGGUGCUGGACUAAAGGGGCUACAAACUUAUUAUAAUUUGUGAAUUGGAAGAAUAGGUUGUUUUGUUCAAAGGCGUGCUUUGAUGUGAACCCGGGAAAACGACAAUGUUCAGAUAAUUUACAGUGGCUUUGCUUUUAAUGACCUUCUUUUAAAAAAUGAGCAGAAAAAUAGGAGAUUCUGAUGGAAGACAGAGAACGAAUGAACAUCAGGCUUACUACCAGCAUGUUUUAAUAUUGCAUGGCAGGGGGAGAUGGUGAGUGAUUAUGCCGUGCUGCUUUGGGGGUCCUUGAAGAGUGAUCGCACCUACACCCACAUAUUUUGAUAAGAAUGUGUCUUGCUCAUAAUCUCUGAAUGCAUUUCCCUCCUUUUUUUGGAUAGCGGAUUCUUUCCACUUCUUUGAAUUUGUGACGGGAACAUUUACAUCAUACGCUAAUCUGACUUGGGGCAAAUCUCCUUGGAGUCUCCUCCUUUUUCUUCUUUUAAAGGAAAUUAAAAAUAUUAUUUCUCCCUCUCUUGCUUUCUUUCUUUCUUUCUUUCUCUCCCUCCUGCACUUUCAGAAGCAGAACCUGAAGUGGACAACCUUCUGGUGUCAGAUGCAACCCCUGAUGGCUUUCGUCUGUCUUGGACGGCAGAUGAUGGAGCCUUUGACAGUUUUGUUCUUAAAAUAAGGGACACCAAUAUGGUAUCAGACCCUCUGGAACUAAUUGUACCAGGCCAUGAACGCACCCAAGAUAUAAUAGGGCUGAAAGAAGGCACAGGAUAUUACAUUGAUCUCUAUGGAGUUACCAGUGGACAACGUUCCCAACCUGUAAAUACAAUCGCUACAACAGGUAUUGUUUGGAUAAAGUGUGGCAAGGCUGAGAAAGGCAUGAUCCACUCACCUGCAUAUGUGUGCAUGUGUCUUUCACAUCUGUACCUUUCUUCUUGACACGCUACAUUUCCAUAUGCAGGGUCUUGUUUCUUUAUUUUUUAAGGUGAAGGAGCAUCCCAUCAUGUGAGCCCAGCUGUCAUUGUGAACUAAGGAGUAUUAUCCAGUGUUAGUCCUACUCAAAGCAGAGGCUUUGGAACUGAUGGACAUGACUAAUUUAAGUACAUUAAUUCCAAAGGAUAAAAUUUAGCUGCAAGCAAUGCUAGCUUUUCAUACCAUAAAAAAUUGGAAACUACAAAAAUGGGUGUAACGUCUGUGGAAUCCUUGUUGGAACAUGCAUCCAUCACUGGUCAGUAGGUCUUCACACAGACCAACUCAUGCAAAGAGGACAGCUAUUUCAAAGUGGCUUUACUUGUUAAGCAUAGGAAACUGUCCUGUAACAACUCAGACCAUGGUCCAUCUACUCAGUAUUGUCUUCACCAGAGUUGAGGAACCUCUGGCUCAGGGGCCACAUUUAACCCACCAGCCCUCCCCAUUUGAACCACAAGAUCAUUUUCCUCCAACCAUGCCCACUUAGACCACACCUGAUGUCAUAGGAAGUUCAAUACUGUUUUAUCACUAUCUCUCCCCCACUCCAUAGGCCAGCUUUUAACAGGUUGGAAGGAACACCUACAAGUCAAUCAGUCAAUGUUAUUAUGGUGCAAGGUGAUUGACAUGUCGGUGCUCCUGCCCUAUCUGGGGUUUCAGGCAAGAGACAUUCCAAUCCCUACUUGGUGAUGCCUUGGAUUGAACCUAGGUCCUUCUGCAUGGAAAGUAAAUACUUUGCCACUAUGAUACAGCUUUUCUCCAGGAUAAAUAUCUAUUAGCUGUUACAGUGCCUCCUUCCCACCAUCAUCAGUGACAGAAUCUGAGUCAGCCCUUUUCAGAAUGACUUAGGAGCCCAGGAUUUAAUUCUGUAAGUUGGUAACAGGAAAAAGUCCAUUAAAAUCUCCAACAACAUUGCUUAUAGUGCAGCAAUUCAGAGAGCUUCAAGGAAUCGUGGUCCUCAUGAUGUGUGAGUGACGUGUAAUUAGCUUUUGAUUUUAUGCCUUUCGGUCUGUCAGUACACCCAAAUUUUGAUGCUAAUGCAAAAAAGAUUUUCCCAAAGGCAAAUAAAGAAACCUGCGACACCUGGAGGGCCAUGGGUCCCCCAUCCCUUCUGCACUGAGUUUUGGACUGGAAAGGGUAAAUAGGUCCAGAUGCUGUUGGACUCCAACACCCAUCAGCCCUUAGGAUAGCUUUUUCUCAUUCUUUCCUUACAAAUCUUGAAAUGCUGAAGAUGUUUCAGAAUUGGGUUUUGUAAGCAAAGUCAAAUUAGGAAAGCGCAUACAUCCUCCAAAUUUAGAAGAAAAAAUUAGUUGAACUUUAACUUGCAUGUCUUAUUAGAUUAUUUUAAUGUGAUUUGCUUCUGGUAUUUGUCUCUUGCUUGCUAAUGGACAUCUCUUGUGUGGGUUGCUUAUUUUUUAUUUAAAAAAAAACCCCUAAGUUGUUUUCAUUGCAACUGGGGGAAAAUCAUCUAUUUACAGUUAAAAGGCUGAAUGUACAUACUGGGCUGCCAGAUUAUUUUUUUCUUCUGGGUGUUGGAUAGCUCUUCCAUUUUAUUUCCCUUUUGCAAGUUGACCUGCCAAAAGAAAUGUAAGACCCGUAGCAAAAAUCUUGACAUGAAAACUUGUAAACUUGAACAGCUUUGAUUUGCGCAUGGUUUUAUCAUUAUCUGCAAUGAGUAUGCAGGGACAUUUAACCAAGGGGAAGAGGGCAGGAUAUACACAAAACUGACAGAUUUACAUCAGCCACAUUUUUUUUUCUAUUCAAAGAGUAUCUACGUCUGAUGCCAAUCAUCAGCAUAAACAUUGUGACAAAAAUGCCCCAACAAUGCUAUGAAGGCAAAAAGCUGGGAAAUAGAAACAUAAUGACUAUAUGCCCUGUCCAAUCUACAUUUCCACUGGAAACUCCUAGGUGUGUGUGCGUGAAUGCACAGUCAUGACUUACCCUUAAUAAUCCUGGUAACACUAGUGUGUUGGAGGUGCUGUGAGGUGCCUAGGAGAUGCCUUGUCUGCUCACAGAACUACAGUUCUAAAAGUAGUUUAGCAAUCACUCUUCCUGGGAAAAUAUGGGUAUUGUAGCUAUGUGAAGGGGUCUCCUGACAACUCCCAGCAGCCUUAACAGACUGCUGUCCCCAGGAUUCUUUGGAGGAAACCAUGACUGUGUAAAGUGGGAUGGUACGUUAAUCAUCAGAUGACACAGUUGGUUAGAGUGUGGUGCUGAUAAUGCCAAGGAUGCAGGUUUGAUCCCCAUAUGGAACAUCUGCAUGUUCCUGAAUUGCAGUGGGUUGGACUAGAUGACCCUCAGGGUCCCUUCCAACUCUACAAUUCUAUGCUUCUAUGGUACUGCUUUAAGUGAAUACUGCAGAUGAGGACUAAUUCCAGUUUUGGCCCCACCUUCCUCCCCAUUGAGUUCUAUAAAAGGGUAAUACUGAAACUAAAGAAGGGAAAGUUGAUAGCCAGGCCCUGGAGCAUAAAUGUGCAGAGGCUUCCCCAAUACAAGAGCUCCAUGUUCACAACUGAGAACACAUGAAUCUCUCAGCUAGAGCUAUGACACCUGACAUACUGUCAAAGACCAUGAAUGAUCCAUUUUGAGUGCAGCAUUUGCUAUCCUGAUGUCGUCUCCUGGCAGAAGGGUGUCUUGGGAUUUGAGCAUUACAAUUCUUUUGGGGGGGGUCGGGGGGAGUUGUGUGCAGUGUUGACUACAACUUCAAGAUCCUUGUCAAAAACAAAAACUUGGCCAUGAAGACAAUCAUUUGCCUGUGCCAAGUAAAAAUGCUUUGUGGUAUGGAACUUUCCAUUCCAGUCAUGACACUGGACCAAAUAUUUAUUGUAGCUCCUGGACUGGAAAUCUGAGACCAAGUGUGUGUGUGUUUUUCCCUACCAGCCUGGCUGAUGCAACAAUUUGUUAACUCCUUCUCUUUGUUUGCCUUACUGUCUGUCUCUUGGUUAGCAAUGGGACCUCCCAAGGAAAUUACAUUCUCUGAUAUUACCGAAGACUCAGCUGUGGUCAGUUGGACACCCCCACGGACAAGGGUGGACCUCUUCCGGAUUACCUAUGUUCCAGUUACAGGAGGUAAGGAAGAAGAAGGGUGUAUAAACAGGGAUGGGCCAGAGGAGGGGAAACUGGAGGUGGCCAAAUGCCCGGCCCUCAGAAUCUUUUCAGGCCACAUCUCCCACCAGCACUUAUCUAUGCCCUUCAUGAAUGGUUUUGCCUGACUUAAAAGUGUUCAUGAACUGUGAUCACUUCUCAUGCUUGCCUGGAUGCAGCAUAGAGAGAGAUGGUAUGUGUGUAAGAUAAGAUUUGCAUCCGUUGCUUUGUCUACUUUUGUCUCUGACCCCAUCCUCUGCUGGCAUGUGCCUCCCCACCCCCCAAGGUUACCUGAGGAAGGCUAUGACCCUUGGGAUGAAAUAAUGUUUCUACCUUUUUCAUAAUACCAAUGAAGCUGGAUGUUGGGAGGUUCACAACAGACAAAAGAAAACACUUCUUCUCAUGGUGCAUAAAGGAGCUAUGGAAUGCGCAACCAGAAGAUGUUGUGACAGCCACCCACUUGGAUGUCUUUAAGGGGAGAUUAGACAAAUUCAUACCCAUGAUGGCUGUGUACUACCCCCAGCGCUGGUUGCAGUAUGCAUCUGAAUACCAGUUGCUGUGGAAGAGGAGUAGGGAAAGAGCUGUUGUGCUCAUGUAUUUCUUGUAGGCUUCUCAGAAACAUCUUAUUGGUCACUGAGAACAGGAUGCUGGACUAGAUGGGCCUUUGGCUCAUGCAGCAGGGCUCUUAUGUUCUCUUAUGGCUGGUAACGUAUUGUGAAUGUUGGAGACAAAACACUUAAGCCUUUGCUUCUGGUUUCUGAACCUUGCACACUUAGUCCCACCAGUCAUCCAAGCUACUAUCUAUUCCAGGUCCCCCCAAUUCUGUGACAGUAGAUGGAAGCAAGAGUAGAACUAAACUGGUAAAACUGAUCCCUGGCGUGGAGUACAUUGUCAGUAUCAUCUCUGUCAAAGGAUUUGAAGAAAGUGAGCCUGUUUCUGGAUCUGUGACCACAGGUAUGUCCCAGAAGUUGAUGGUAAUUAAGUGAUCAGUAGCCAGGAUGCUUUACAGCAGGAGUAGGGAACAGGAUCCAGAGCUCCUGUCUCCUGGUGAGCCAUUUUGAGAAAAAGAUAGGGCUGACCACUGUCAAACACCUGAUGUCUGGUUACCACAGGUGUGCUCCUGAUUCUUUCCUUUGGACUCAAGCGAGAUUGCAAAGGAAGAUACCUACCAAUAUGGGGUUGCAGGCAGACAUAGUUUAGGGGCAGGGAACAGUUCCACUUUUGAGUGCAGCCAGCCACAUUGGGGUUGGUAGCAAAAGCCCUGCUUACCAUGGAAAAAUGAAGAGUUCAUUUUAAGGUUCCUGGUUGUUCUUUUUCAGCCAUUUGGCGUAACAUAUAAUGUCAGGUGUGCAUGAUUUGGGCGAAGUGGCUUUAUUAGGCCUGUGGACUGGAGAUUCCUCACAACUGCUUUAGAGAGUACAAAAGGGCAGAUCCCUGCCCUGAGGAGCUUACAGCCUAAAAUUUGACACAGAGGCAACAAUGGAGAAAGGAGAAGAAAGACUGAGAGAAACAAGGGAGCAAGAUAUGGCCAUUAUAGUUGCAUGCAUUUAGACUUAGUUCCCACUGCAUUACUGGGAACUAGAGGGCUAUCCUUGACAGAAAAUGUAUGUCUUUCUUUCAGAAGGGAUUUGAAGGAAGUAAUACAGAUGAUACCACACAGGUGUUCUAGCAAGUGGUACCAAGGCAGAUUGUGACAUUCUAUCUCUGUCUGUCUCCCACUCUGUAGCUCUGGAUAGUCCAUCAGGGCUAAUGGCAGUGAACAUCACUGAUUCCAAAGCACUGGCUGUUUGGCAGCCAGCAAUUGCUGCUGUUGAUGAGUACAUCAUUUCCUAUGUUACUGAGGGUGGUAAGUCAACAUUGCUUUGAAGUAAGGCUGGGGCUGGGGGAGAAAUGCGACCCAAUUGUAAAGUCAAAACUACCAAAUUUGCACUUUCUGAAAUAGCAUGUGAACUGAAACAAAGUCAUAUUUUAAAAUCUGCAAUCCUCCAGAUUUUGCGAUGCAGUUCUCCAGCCAAGAAAUGUGUACUAAAAAUGCAGCUGCUGGGGAGAAUAGUGUAUAUACAAAUAACAACAAACAAAAAUGCAUUAUGUCAGGGGAGAUUGCUUUGUAAAAAUGUGUGUCAGGCAAAACUGAAUACAAAAUGUGUAUAUUAGGAGAAAUUCGCACUACCAUGCAGAUGAGGAUUUUUAUUUUUAAUGCAAACAGUUGUGGAAUUUUCUUCUUACCUACAACCACUCGAGGGGAUGUCUCAGUCUGUCAUUGGCCCUGGGUUCACCUCCUGCUGACCUCCCUCCUUUCUGCCCUACCAGUACCAAUGGGCACCAGCCACAAUUGCACUAUUUGCUUUUUGCUAACUCUGUCAUGGAGCUCUCCUAAAAUUGUUGGGUUGUCCUUGGAGUAAACCCAUUGAAAUUAAUGCACCUAAUUUAGCAAUGGUCGUGUUUCAAUGGGUCUACUCUGAGUAGGACCAAUGUUGGCUACAACCCAUGAAUUGCAGAAGAGUAGCCAUGUUAAGUUAUAGUAUAAAUAUAUUUGAAACGUUAAAGGUGUUUGUUGUAUUUGUAGCCUGCUUUUUUUGGCAAGUUCAUUUGUGAUCCAGAUUGGUUCAAUGUGAAUUGUAAUUUGCAUUGUAUCCUGACCUAAGACCUUAUGAUGGGAGAUGGGUUUGAGAUAUUUCUAAGAAAGAAAAUAAAAUGGCAGGGAUGAAGUUCAACAAGCUCUCUCAUCCAAGUGGGCUGUGUUGCAGAGUCCUCUUCUCUAUAUAGAGUGGCCAAAAUUAGCUAAGAGGAGCAACACAUGCUUUGCAAAAGCAGUGAAUCCAAUAUGCCAUUAGCUUAGAGCACUGUGAUAAUAAUGCCAAGGUUGAAGGUUUGAUCCCUGCAUCUUCCUGCACUGAAGGGGGUUGGACUAGAUUAUCCUUAGAAUCCCUUUCAACUCUACAAUUCUAGGAUUCUAUGGAUCAACAAAUGCACCUGCUGAAUCCAAGUUGCUCGUUGAUCGAUGUUCUGUCUUUCUUUGUUGUUUUAGAGCGUGAAAUUACUCAGAGUGUCUCAGGCAAUACUGUGGAAUAUGAUCUCACUGGCCUCCGUCCAGCCUCUGAAUAUACACUCCGGAUCUAUGCCAGGAAGGGACCACAGAAAAGCACAGUCAUAUCCACAAAAUUCACUACAGGUAGGUUCUGUUCUAUCAUAGGUUACUGAUGAAGCUUGUGGUCCUAAAACAAGUAUAUUGCACUGGAUUCUCAGAAGGGAGGGCUGAGUCUGCAUGAGUUGGUUCCUAUACAUAUCUUUUCCAACCUUGUUCCUUUCAGGUUUUUUUGGACUAUGACUCCUAACAUCUUUGACUAUUGUUCAUGCUGCCUUGGGUCGAUGGCAGCUAUGGUUCAAAACAUCUGGAAGGCACCAGGCAGACUGAUCUUUAUAUUAAAAUAUAUUUAAAAUAAAAAAUAAAAAUAAAAAUUUCUCAUCUUUCUCCUAGACCUUGAUGCUCCAAGGGAUCUCAUUGCAACUGAUGUUCAGUUUGAAACAGCACAGCUAACAUGGAAGCCCCCUCGUGCCCCUGUUACAGGUUACCUCUUGAUCUAUGAAUCAAUUGAUGGCAAAGUCAAGGUAAGCAUUUGAGUCUAGUAUGAUAGUCUCUGUUAUGUGCAGACUGCAAAGGGGAGGACCCAAUAUUAAGGAUGCGUUCAGACAUGCAUUAAGUUUCCCUCUGAUUAUAAUGACAGCACUUCUGUCUGUUUUCUAAUGUGUCUUUCACACUGCAGUGGCUGGUGCAUUAUGGAACUAUGAGUUUUAGACUGAUAUACCAGCAUGUUGCAAUAAAUUUCAUUCGCAUCAUUGAGCAUGGUGUGACACAACAAUGAAUGUUGUUAGACAAUAUCACUACAGUGGACGCUCAGGUUGCGAACGUGAUCUGUGUGGGAGGCAUGUUCGCAUCCUGCAGUGUUUGCAACCUGCAGCGCCACAUCUGCACAUGCACGGGUCACAAUUCGGCGCUUCUGCACAUGUGCAAAGCGCCAAAACCCGGAAGUAACCCGUUUCGGUACUUCCAGGUUCGGCGCAGUGCACAACCCAAAAACGCACAGCCUGAAGUGUCUGUAACCUGAGGUAUGACUGUAAUCCUUUACCCUUUCCGCACAUGCCUGCUUUUGUUUCCCCAUGACUGUUUGUUUGUUUUGCAUAUUGCCCUGUACGCAGAGGUCUCGGGGCAGUUCACAACAUGAAGUUACAAUAUAAAAAGCACAACAUGCAUAAUAAAAAUAAUUAAAACAAUUAACAAUAACAAUAAAAAAUACACUCCUCAACAAAGGCCCCUAAACAAUACACCAGUCCCCAAAUACAAAUACAAAAUCUAAAUUAAUAUAAUAAUAAUAAUAAUAAUAAUAAUAAUAAUAAUAAUAAUUUAUUUGUACCCCGCCCAUCUGGCUGGGUUUCCCCAGCCACUCUGGGCGGCUUCCAUAGAAACCAAAAAUACAAUAAAACAUAUAUACAAAAAAAUACAAUAUACAUAUAAAUAUAAUACAUAUAAAUAUAAAAACAUAAAAAUACAAUAUACAUAUAAAUACAAAAAAAUAUAACAUUUAAAAACAAUUUAAAUCAACCUCCCCCCCUCCAGUAAAACAGCACCCACCCAAGUUAAAACUCUUUCUCCAUUAGAACAAUAAUUUUAACAAAGGAGGGCUGGCCAUCGCCCUCAUUCCACAACCAAAGUGCCCCUCAUGAAAACCACAGGAAAGAUCUGUAUGCCCGUACACUGCCCCCAAUUCUGUCACUUUCUCUCACAAUUUUCCAGGUUAAGGAUGGUUGCAAAUGUAUCUUCAGUGGAAUCAAAUGGAAAUGAACACGUGCUAUCUUCCAUUAGUUUUCCAGCUUUUGCGUUGUGUGAAGGCUCAAGUAUAAUGUGAGAAUUAACAGUUUGGGAAAUGUUAGGGAAAUGGAGUAUACUGCUGUGUGAAUGCAGCCUUAGAGCGCAUGGCUUUUUUGUAAAAGUUCCCAGGUUCCCAUAUAAGCCUGACAAGAAUCCCUGUCAGAAGGCCCCAUAGAGCGGCAAUCAAUCAGCAUUUCACAGGGCCAAUGGUAUAUAGGAGCUUUCUGUGUUCCUCCUGUGAACAGGAGAUCUACACCAGUGAGGGGGGGGGUAAUUAUGAUUGUAUCCAAUGCCAGUUCCACUCAGACUAGAUCCCAUUGAAACCAAUAGGCCUAAGUUUGUCCUGACCAUUAAUUUCAAUGGAUCUUCUCUGAGCGAAAAUAAUAUUGGACACAAUCCAAUGUAACCAGAAUUGCACUGCUCAGAUAUACAUGAGACAUAUCAGAGGGCUUGGAGGGGAACACGAACAUUUCCAGCAGUACACAAAACCUUUGUGGGUAGGACUUCAGGCUGUUGAUGUGAAUUUUAAGAGCAAAGAGGCCAAGCUCAAAAAAUGCUCUUCCUGGGCUGGAGGCUGCCAUAUUUGUUUUCCCAGAAUGCCAAGCAUCCCCCAUCAUUCCAAUGGGAUCUCUGGGGACAAGAAACUGGAAGUGCCAGCCUAGGAAAGGCAAAGAGGAGUGGCAGUGAGUUUUGAACCUCUGCCUUCAAAAUUCACCCCACCCCUGAAAAUAGCCAGGGGUGGGGGGUGGGGGUACUGCCCUUCUCGCUUCCAUGCUUUCUUCAUAAAAAGCCUGGCAUUGCACAGCCAAAUUAUUUGCCAGCAAAUGCCCUUUGAGACCAUUUUCGAUGGGUGUCUAAGACAUGAUGAGUUUGGGCAGCAGAAACAUCCCCUCUAUUUAGUGCAAUCAUGUUCAUAGAGAUGCCACAGUAGGGGAUACAUAUUUGAUGUGCCCCAAAUAUGCUGCUGUGCUUAGUGCAUGUAUCAGCCAUGUUCAUACCAACACUAACCUUGCUUUCUAGCUAUGCCACCAGCAUAUUCUUGUAUGAAAGAUUUAUCUUAAGGAAACCAUUCCCUUGCUUCUAAUGUGGUGUGGUGUGGGAAGGUCUUAUCAGGAACAGAAAUGGCCUCAUCAAUCUUUGACACUGUUUUCUUAAGGUAGCAUGAAUGAUUCAACAACCAUGUAAAAAAUGGAACAAGUCUUCAUUCUUAAUUCAUUCACCCUCCAUUCAUUAUUGAUUCCCCCCACCCUGCAGGAAGUUAUCCUGGGACCUGAGUCGAAUUCCUACAGCUUGUCAGAGCUGAGUCCAUCCACCCAGUACACAGUGAAAUUACAGGCCUUAAACCGGAAUUUGAAGAGCAAGAUCAUCCCAGCAAUAUUCACCACAAGUAUGAUACAUGCAGGGACUGGGAGGUGGCAGGUGACACUUCCUACUCCUGCCCCCCAAAGCAAACUGGCCAAUAUUUCAAUACAUCUGCUGUGCACCUGAGUCUGGAUUAUCACAUUCAGUUCUGAUGGCAUCUUUGAAAAAUGCCAUAGAGCUGGGAAAGGCAGCUCAAAGGGGAAGGGUGGUUUCUCAGUCCUCCCCAAUCUUCGUGCUCCAAUGCUACCAGGAGCUAAGCCAUGGUCUUAACCUGGGCCCAUGUUUCCCCUUAAGCAACAAGCUAUAGUCAUGAGUUGUUCUUGGCAUACCACUCAUGGUUUGUCUGGAGGGAGACAGAUCAUGAUGCAUGGUUCAUACAUAAUGCUGAGCCAAACCAUGGCUUAGCUUCAGGUAACACAGCAGGAGAAGGACCAGGGAAGAUGUGGAGCAGCUGUGUGGACCCUUGUACUUCCACAUUCAAAUGAAGGCAUGAUUUACCUCAGCGUCAGGUGUGCCAACUUGAAUAAAAUAUGGGGGGCAGGUAGGUAAGCCCCAUCCUGCAUAAUCGAUCACAUGAUGCAGUGCACACACAACAUCUGAAUGGCAAUGGCCAUCAACUUAGGGGGGGCAGCCCCCUUAAAUAUUUUAUUGCAGGGGCUGAAGCCUCCAUGGCCCCUAGAAAUUGGCUCCUAUGCUUAUCGUAAAUGUUGUCAUGGUGGUCAGAAUUUGACAUCUUUGUUGGGCCUAACAAAAUCACACCUUUCUUUCAAGGGAGGUCAAGAAAGAAAUGGGACACUGCACCCCUAACCUCCAUGUGCCACCAGACAGCCCCUAGCAGCCUGAUUUCUACUUACAUCUUCUCUAGAGGAUCAAACUGCCUAUGCCAGUUUCCUCUUACUUAGUUUCAUGCCACAUUUACACCAUACAGUUAAAACACUAUGUUUCCUUAGCUGUGGUUCCUGCAUUGCUGGGGAUCAGACUAGAUAGCUCUUUAAACAGCAAUGUUUCCCCCCAAUGAAUUCUGGGAGCUAUAGUUUGUUAAAGGUUCUGAGAGUCGCUGGGACACCCUCUAUUCUCAUACAGAGCCACAACCCCCAGAGUUCCCAGUGAAUAUGAAUUGAUUGUUUAAGUGCUCUGGGAAUUGUAGCCCUGGGAAGGGAUUGAGGAUUUCCUAACAACUCCCAGCACCCUUAAAAACUACAGUUGCCAAAAUUCUUUGGAGGAAACCAUGACUGUUUAAAGUGGUAUCAUAGCACUUUAAAUGUAUAGUGUGAAUGGGGCCUGGGUGUUGCUCUUGUAGAACUCUGCAGGGAGGAAUAUGGUGACAAAUCUAGAAUUAGUUGGCUCUGCCUCGACCUCUUUUGGUCUACCUGCCUUCUUCCAUGUCAGGCUCAAUAGGCACCACUCACCACUGCUUUCUUGGUAACAAGUGCUGGUACUCAAGUAGUGAUUAUUUGCUUGUUCCCCUUUGCUGCAGCUGGACUCUUGUAUCCUUACCCCAGAGACUGCUCCCAGGCUCUACUGAAUGGAGAAACAGCCUCUGGCCUCUACACUAUUUACCUAAAUGGCAACAAGUCUCAGCCUACAGAGGUGUUCUGCGACAUGAGUUCUGAUGGAGGCGGAUGGAUUGUGAGUAUUUGUACUACUCUACUUACUUAAUUACUUAUCUACCUUUCCACACAAUCGGUAGCUAUGAGCCAUUAAUGUAGCUACAACCAAUCUACUCCCAUCUUCUUGCAUUCACAAAGGGCAUGAGAGAGAAACAGAGUCUUCUUCCCUUUCUGCAUUGAAUGGGGAAAGUUAAGAAUCAGUCCAAGUCUCUACCCACUGCCUGAAAGCUGCUUCUUACUUGCUCAAAAGCUUCAGUGGAGACAAUACAUCCAGAUUAGGGUCCUGUGUAGCACUGGGUCUCCUGCAUGCUGCAGACUCUUGCUCCUGGUGAUACGGUGGAUUUGUGGAUGCUUGGCUCGGUGGGAGAGCACGUGGUGUUGAGGUUCAGUCCUUAGCAUCUCCAGGUAGAAUUGUUGAUCAACCCUGGGGAGCCCACUGCCUGUCAGUGUAGAUGAUACUGAACUUGAUGGACAAAUUUUCAAACUCAAUUAACAUGUAAUUGGCUGGGGGUGAGAGGGGACGAGGAGAUGUUUGCACAGAGGAUGCAUUUUUGCAUCCUUCUCCCCCCCUCUUCACUGCCGGACCAAGUGGACCUUAUUUGACUUGUGGCUCUCCAAGACCCCUUGACCCCAGAGGGACCUGGCACGAUUUGACAGUCCCAGGUGUGAGAAGAAGAGGAAAGAGGAGGAGGAGUAAAUGAGGGGCUGGCAGGCACCCAGGAAUGGAGAAGGGAGGUCCUCUCCUUGAGUCUCUAGAUGUUGGAGAGGAGGAAACAGAUCUACUAACUCCCUCCCAUGAUCCUCCUAUGGAACACAGAACCUCAUCAGGGAGGGGGAAGAUUUUGACUAGUCAGAGGGAGGCCCUGAACAGGAGUACAUAGGUGACAUGGCUUCAAUCCUGGAAGCAGGGGAGGAGACAGUGUUUUUGAUGAGAAGCAGGUGCCACCCUUUCAGGUGAGAUCAGAUGCACCCACCCAUGUGGAGUGUGUGUGUGUUAAUGUGGCAGGAACAUAAGGCAAGAGAGAUUGUCCAUGAGCUCUACCCACCUCAUAUUUAAAAGCUUGGUGGGAGUUACAUGAAAACUGCCUUGCAAUAUUCAAAACUUCUGUUUGGUUAUUAACCUCUUGCCUUGCUUUCCCACCCACCUUGGAAUCUUGACUUCUGGACCUUGUGCUUUCUGCUGAACAUGUACUGCUGAUAGCAUAAACGCACAUCUCUUCUUUACCCUCAAGUAAGAGUCACUGUACUCUCAGCAGCCAGAAACUUCAUAGCCAGGCACCGGAGAGACCUGUCAGGAGUAAACAUGGACCAAUGGUAUCAAAUAGUAUGGGCAAUGACCUUACUAGAAAAGCUAACCAAUAAACUAAAACUGACAUGGGGACAAAUAGAAGAGGACGCCUUCACCCCAGUAUGGCUCCCCUUUCUCACAUACACAGCCGAACAAGACAACAACAAGAAUCCACUGAAAGCAUACAAAUCAAUCUCCCUUACCUGACCCAAUAAGCCCUCCCCUCCCUCACAAAUGCAAACAAACCCCACUGCAGACAACCACAGUCAACCAACCACACCCUGCUCCCCAAUACCUCUCACUACCAAGGAACUAUAACAAGCAAAUAGAAAGAGAACCUACCCAGUUGACGCUGACAUAAAACCCCACAAGUACACUAUACAAAAGAAUUUAAGCCUUACCACCCUACCCCUCCUCUCCCCCCUCUUCUUCCCCAACCUUAUACUGUACUCAACACUAAUGUCUCACAACGAACAUAACUGAUCUGUAAGAAAGACUGUACAACCUGAAAAAAGAGACAAGGCAUGUACUUUUGUAAACCAAGAAAAUCUUUAAUAAAAAAGAAAUAAACAUUAUGGAAUUAAAAAAAAAGUAAGUGUCACUGUCAUUGUGGCAGGAUCCUAGGGGUGAUCCAGGACUGCCUCAACUCAAGAAGACUGCAUCAGCCUAAUCUACUUCAGGGUCUGGGAUUUGGAAAGGUCUAGUAUAAAGUGGCUUCCUGUGUUUGCUGGUCUGGUGCAUAAACUGUCUAUGUCGCCAAUCAAAGGCUUUGCGUUCAGGAGGCUCCAGGUUCAGUUCAUGGUGUCUCUGAGUAACAGCUAGUGAGCAGCAUUGGGAAAGAUUCUUGCAUGAGGGUCUGGAGAUCACCAGCCACACACCACAGGCAGCACUGGGUAUAUAAAUACACAUGCUGUCUGCCACUGUCCUAUUAUAGCAGUGUUUAUAACAAUAUCAAUGUUUAUUUUGGGGUUCUAGGUGUUUCUAAGAAGGCAGAAUGGAGAGCAGGAAUUCUACCAGAACUGGAGGACUUAUGAGGCUGGAUUUGGAAAUCCCAAUGGUGAAUUCUGGCUAGGUACGUGACUAACAAGUGUCCCCUCACAUUGCACAAAGGACUGCGCCCUUGGCUUGGUGCCCUGUGCAGGAGGACCACCUACACCAGCCUAUAUUUGGGACUGCCACCACCUUCAAAGGGAGUCUGUUCCACCAUCAAACAACUCUUACCACCAGAAAGUUCUUCCUGAUGUUUGGCCAGAUUCUCCUUUCUUGUAACUUGAAGCCACUGGUUUGGGUCCUACCCUCCGGAGCAGGAGAAAACAAGCUUGCUCCAUCUUCCAUGUGACAGCCCUUUGGAUAUUUGAAGAUGGCUUUCAUAUCUCCUCUCAGACUCCUCUUUUCCAGGCUAAACAUACCCAAUUCGCUCAGCCAUUCCUCAUAAGGCUUGGUUUCCAGUCCCUUUAUUAUCAUGUUUGUCCUCCUCCGCACACCUUCCAGCUUGUCAAUAUCCUUCUUAAAUUGUGGUGCCCAGAACUAGACACAGUAUUCCAGGUGUGGUCUGACGAAGACAGACUAGAGCAAUACUAUGGCUUCCCUUGAUCUGGAUAGUUAUGUUGAUGCAGCCUGGAAUAGCAAUAGCUUUUUCUGCUGCUGCAUCACACUGUUGGCUCAUGUUAAGCUUGUGUGUUGACACCUCUAGAUCCUUUUCACAUGUACUACUGACAACUGAGGUGUCCCCCAUCUUAUAUUUCUGCAGCAGAUUAUUCCUGCCUAAGUAUAGAACCAUACAUUUGUUCCACUGUUAUUGAUUGUUCCCUGUAGGUCUGGACAAGCUCCACAAAAUCACUUCCCAGGGCCAGUAUGAGCUGCGGGUGGAUUUGCGUGACCAUGGAGAAACUGCCUAUGCCCUCUAUGACAAGUUUUUUGUCGGUGAUGCCAGGUCUCGCUACCGGCUGAAAGUGGAAGGAUAUAGUGGCACAGCAGGUGGGUUUGUGUGCUAGCCUCAGAAUAACUUGUAAGCCUCUGCAAUUGUUUGUUUGUAAGGUGAUUUACAACAUUGCAAAAGUUUGGACUAGGUGACCAAUUGGGUCCCUUCCAGCUCUAUGAUUCUAUGAUUCUGCAGAACAUAAUGAACAGUAUAUGCCAAUCCCUAACACAAUAUGCAUGCCGUACAAAAUCCAUGCAAUACAAAACACUUACAUAUAUAUAUAUAUAUAUAUAUAUAUAUAUAUAUAUAUAUAUAUACAUAUAUAUAUGUAUUAUUAUGUGCUGAUUAUUACGGUUUACUGAUUAUUAUUAUGAGUUGCAUUUAUGUAACUCAUAAUAAUAAACAAUGCCUAAUGGUACAUAAUAUGUAAUGAGCAUAGUUAAUAUAUGCUAAACAGGAAUGAUACACAGUAUCAUCCAAGCAAUAAACACGUACACUCUGUAAAAUACAAAGUCUAAUAACCUUAUCGCAGAUGCAGCUGUAAAGUAUAAUACAUAUCUAGUAGCACCUUUCUGAAAAAAACAGAGGGAAAUCAGAAGCUCAAACUACUUCUGUUGUGUUCUAUGUCCUUCCCCAAUGCUCUGGUAAAGUCAUUCUUAGAUUGCAAACUGGAGCUGUCAGUCACAGAAGGACCCACACCUCUGCUCCUGCCUCCUCAUUUUCAUUUUAUGAAGAAGUUGGAGGAAGUUACAAUAAUGUAUCAUAGUUGUUUUAAAAAGAAAAGAUUCUGGGGCAAUCUGAAUAUCUCUAAGAAAGGAAUCCUUACCUGGGGCAUGUCUCAUUUGAUUUCUUCUCUUGUUGAGUCUUGAUUAGCAUAAUUAACAACAACAACAGGUGAUAGCCAACUAAGUUUUAUUCGGAGUAGGGGAAAUGAAAAAUGGAAACAAUGUGGCAGUCAUUCAUUAUUUAGUCACCUUUUAUAGGUAUCCUAGAAUUCUAGGUGACUCCAAGGGUCAUCUAGUCCACCUAUGCAAUAUAGAAAUAACAACUAAAGAAUCCUUGACACGUGGUCAUACAAUUAGUCUUUAAAAACACCCAAGGAAUGAGAGUCCAUCACUUUUCAAGGUGGUCCAUUCCACUGUUAAACAGCUAUUACCGUCAGGCUGGAUCAAAGAAGCGUUUCAGUGAAAUGCUUUGUAAACUCAUACAGGGAAAUCCGGUUGGGAAAGAUGGGACUCCACAGCGCCAUCUGGUGUCACAGUGUUAUAUCCACAGCUGUCAAUGUUUCCCUUUUUUUAAGGGAAGUCCCCUUAUUCCAAAUAGGAUUCCUCGCAAGAAAAGGGAAAAGUUGACAGCUAUGGUUAUCUCGCUUAUACAGCACAUAUAAAAUGCUUUUUCUUUAUCAAGCGAGUUGAGUCCUCAGAAAGUUCUUAACAUUUAGUAGGAAUCUCCUUUCUUAUUUCUUGAAUCCAUUGGUUUGGGUCCUCCCGUCCAGUGCAGCAGAAACGAAGCUUGUUCCAUCCUCCACAUGAAAGCCUUUCAGAUGUUUGAAGAUGGCUAUCAUCUCCUCUCAGUCUUCUGUUCUCCAAGCUAAACAUAGCUAGCCUCCUCCACCAUUCCUCAUAAGGCUUGGUUUCUAAACACUUGAUCAUCCUGGUUGCCCUCUGCACAUGUUUCAGCUUGUCAAAAUCCUUUUCAAACUGUGGUAUCCUCUCUGUCAACAAUGUAUGCUAAUAACUUGUUGUGACCCUCAGCCUUAAUUUUGUGUAAGCUAUGCAUGGGGGGGAAAGGGGGGGAACAAACCCAAACCCAAGCCCAAGUUCUGGCAUUUAUGGUUCUUACAAUGCAUUUAAGAGCUGAGGUAAGUGGUGGUUGAGCACGUCUUGAUAAAGAGUUCCCCACCCCCAGAAGGAGCAUUCUUUUAUUUUUGUCCAUCAAUUUAACACAGGGUUAAAAUGGGUUGCAUUGGGAUACCUUUGUUUCCUGCAAGGGAUUAUGGGCCUUUUUGUGUAACUUUGCUUCUGUGUGUCAUUUCCAUUUUAAAUCUACCUGGUGCUGAGCAACUUGCUGUUUUUUCAGUCUUGGAAUGUAAACAAACAGCCAGAGCCCAGCAAUGUCUCUCUUGAAGCUCUAAGUACCUGUCCUGAAUAUGGCAUACACAAGAAGGAACAUGAUGGGUCAAGAUGCCAAGAAUGUGCUUAGCGGUUCCCCAUCAUAACAAGCUGUACAUUGUGUGACAAAGCAUGGAAAAUGUUUCAGAAGACCACAUCUGCUUUGUUGCAAAGAUGGCAGGCCAAAUCCCACAGGCUCCUUCCACUCCUUUCUUUUGCCCCCUUCCCACCCCCUUAUAUUGGAACCUGUAUUGGAAUGAGCUGGAUGAUCUCCCAACAAAAACAAAACACAUGCAAUAGAAAGGGAGUAAAGAAUCUAGAGGAGUUGUGGCCAGCUAAUUCAACUCAGAGCAGGCCCCGUUGGAAUUAAUAGAUGCAAGUUAGUCAUGUGUGCUAAUCUCCAUGGGUCUGUUUGUUCUGAGAAUCCCCAGAGAUAGGUAAGUUUAUAAUGCAAACCAUAUGCACCCUUCCAAGGUUUGUUUUGAAGCCUGCUAGGGGCGGGGUGAAAAAUGCCAGUGGUCACCAGACUAGAAAUUUUGUAAACUGCCCUCCAAAAGCAGAUGGAUGUAUCUGUCCAUUUCUGAUUCUCUCAGUUUCUCCCCCCCCCCCCCAAAAAAAUAUAAAGUUUAGUUCUUCACAAUUCCACCAUUAGUUUGCUAUUUCUUCACUUAUUUAAACCUCGUCAUAGAAAUUCAUGAGUAUUUCUCUGCAGAUUUCUUCCAAUAUGGGGAACGGCUCACUCAGACCACUACUUCAGACCAUUCUCUUUGCUUCUGGCCACAUGACAUCAGUCUUUCUUUUGUGUUCCACAAACCAGGCUGGCAAUAUCAUUAGGCAGUGGGGCAGCUACUUCAGGUGGUAGAUGCUAGGGAACAGUAGCAUUCUGCCCUUUUCCUCCUAAACCUAUCUGCUCUGUGCCACCUAAGCUAGCCCACUGACCUUAGGUAUAGUGGAGGAGGUUGUCCCAUUGUCAAAGGUCCCACCCACAUAUGCAUCUAAAGAACUUAAGUGGGAAUAAGAACAACCCUUCUGGAACACAGCAAAGGCCCAUCUAGUACAACUUUCUGGUUCCAACAGUGGACAACCAAAGGUCUCUUGGAGGUGCUCCUGGGUGGAGCCAAGUCCAUUGGAGCAAGUAGAACCCACUGAACCAGCAGCAGGGUGUAUGCUACCACUGCCUGUGAAGUGCUCAACGGGACACGGGGGGCAGACCGCAGAGACUGCUGCUGCAGCAGCCCUACCCUCGACGCUUCUUCAAAUCAGUCCAAUCAGACAGGUUUGAAGGGUGCACUCACAUAGCCCUGGCAGCCCUGCACAGCGUUGCAUGGCUGGGGUAGGACUGUCUGAUCCCAGCCUUGCAAAGUGGUGCAGGGAGCACACUCAUGUGCCAGAGCCCAGUGGAGGAGAGGGGCGACAGUGCUGCCAUGUCCUCUCCACCACUUCCGCCCCUGGGUCACACCCUCACCCUCCCUCUGUGGUGGGUGGUGGUGGUGGCAACUGCAUCCUCCCCCUCCCUGUCGGCCAGCCUAGGGGUGGGGCAUGCAUGGGCAUCCCUUUCUUGUGCACAAAGGAGGUGCUGCCACCACCCAUACCCUGAAGGCCUGGCCUGGGUGCACCUUCAGUGAGGGAGUCUGGUUGUGCACCUACAAAAAAAAACACACACACCAAGAGCCAUGCCCCCCCCCCGCCCUCCCACACUACACCACUGCACUGAACCCCCCCUCAGUCAGCUCCAACCUACCUGCCUUCUUUCUUAAAACCAGUCAGGACUGCUCAAGAGAGCCAGCGUGGUGUAGUGGUUAAGAGCAGUAGACUCGUAAUUUGGUGAACCGGGUUCGCGUCCUCUCUCCUCCACAUGCAGUGACCUUGGGCUAGUCACACUUCUCUGAAGUCUCUCAGCCCCAUUCACCUCACAGAGUGUUUGUUGUGGGGGAGGAAGGGAAAGGAGAAUGUUAGCCGCUUUGAGACCCCUUCAGGUAGUGAUAAAGCGGGAUAUGAAAUCCAAACUCUUCUUCUUCUUCAACCAGUUUCCUGUCCCAAGCCACCUACCUGUUCAAAGGUUGGCCCUGCCUGUGGUCUUCCUCCUCCUUUGUCUCAGUGUUGCCCUUGUUAGAACUCAGCAGUGAAGAGGGUGGGUUAAAAACUAGGAUUAGUUGGCUCCACCUGUUAUUGACUCUAGUGCCAUCUACUGUUGGGCUCCCAGACUUCCACCCUACAGGUUCCAAUAGGAGCCAGCAGCCACUUGUAUUUGGAAUGAGGAAGAGGAGAUUUUGCCCUUCACCUCGGGUCACAAAAAUGUAUAGUACAGUUCCUGCUAGCAACAACCUAAAAAUCAGCUAUGUUUUUUCUCCAUCACACAGGCGAUUCCAUGACCUAUCACAAUGCACGCGCCUUUUCCACCUACGACAAGGACCACGAUAUGGCAAUCACUAACUGCGCUUUAUCAUACAAAGGAGCUUUCUGGUACAAGAACUGCCACCGUGUUAACCUGAUGGGUAGAUAUGGGGACAACAACCACAGCCAGGUAAGUUGUUGUACAUUGCACUUGUCAUGCAGGGUACAAGUGGGCAAGUCGCCACCUUGCAGAGCUUAGAAGUGGAGAUGGGAGGUUGUCCUAUCAGUGCUAGCCCUAUUCAGAGUAGACAUUGAAAUUAAUGGAUAGCACUAACUUUUUGUUGGCAUCUGUCUCCAUCAAGAGACAAUGCAGUGCACCUCUGGGGGUGAAGUCAAAACUGCUGGAUAAUUGUAGUGCCUGCUGUGGCUGAAGAGACUCAUAACUGAUGCAUUCCUUGCUGUUUGUGUUAGCAGUGCCCUCUCUGGGGCACUAGCCUGGGCAAUGUGUAUGGAGGUCCUGGGCUGUCCUGAUUACAAUGUGCCCCCUCUCGGCCUCUCUGAUGUGGUCCAAAAGGAAAGCAUAGCACUACAUUUGGCACCAGCUUGGCUGCAGGAGUUCCCAGAAGGAGGCAUACAAGAUGCCACUUGGCAGCCUUAGGAACUCCACGCUGCAUUUGUGUAGUGUUUCCUCCUUAGCCCUUUCUUCUCCUGAAGAUGUCCCACAGGGUAUCAGGUGCAGAUUUUCCCUUGAUGCUUACUCACUAAACUUAGAUCCAUUAAUUUCAAUGGGUGUAUACUGAGUAAAACAAGGUGAAUCAUUACAUCAAGGCAAAAGAACAUCCCACUGAGCUAAGUUCAGGGUGUAGCUACAUCAGGCCCACCAGAUGGCUAUAUUUUCAGCUUUGCUUAAAUGCUUCCAGCAGUGCAAAGCCCAUUUCCUCCUGUUUCCCUGCCUACAUACCUACUCUCUGAUUAGACAAGCAGGCAGGCGGCACUGCUACAGUUCCAGGCACUUAAAGGAGGCCCAGAGAAAGAAUAUGUGGUGUGGGGAAAGUCCCGAAGCCACAUAGGAAGCCCUGGAAGCCCACAUUUUGUCCCUUGAGUCUGACGUUUCCCACCAUUGCUAUUAAGGACUGCUUGGGAAUAAAUAUCAGCCGAUAGAAUUGAUGGCUAUGAUGGCAUUUCAACCAGGGAUGCCAAGGUUUGUAGCUGAUACUCUUAACUGCACACAGCAGCUAGUAAACAGUUGCGUUCGCCCAUUCAUUUAUAUCAACCUUCCAUUCUUGCCUCUGUUUUUGCAGGGUAUCAACUGGUUCCACUGGAAAGGUCAUGAGCACUCCAUCCAGUUUGCAGAGAUGAAACUGAGACCAUACAGCUUUAGGAAUCUUGAAGGGAGACGAAAGAGAGCAUGAAUCCUCCACGGGGUUGGCUGACAGAAAGAAAAAGAAUGGUUGCUUGUUUGUUUGUUUUUCCAGAAAUUUGGGGGAAGGGAGAUUAGAAAUGGAGAUGGGAACUUUACCAAAGCAUCAGUGUUGCUUGACGUAACCUUGGCUCCCUUGACCAUUUUUUAUUGGGGGUGGGAAAGGCUUCUUCAAAACGUAGCGUGCUCAACUGAGCAUCCUUUUUUCCCCUAUCUGUAGCUGGCUUUCUUUGCACCAAAGAUGACAAUCGCCAGGGAGGGAAGCGGGGAGGGGAGGGGAUGUCAGGGAAGAGGACACAAUCUGGCAUAUUCACACACAGAAUCACACACACAAAAUAUAUACAUUAUUAUUGUGAUCAUUAUUAGCCAUCCUUGAGCUUUAUUAGCUGAUGAUCUGGAAGCUUUUCCUAUAUAUACAGACUGGAUCCAGACUUCUCCAUGACUAACUGAAGUUCCAUUGGUUUCAGUGGGUUUACUCCAAGCAUGACUAAAGGUGCAGUCCUAUCUCCACUCACCUGGGAGUAGUGGUGGCUGGUGCACAUUUGGACUGGUAGGGUGGAUGGCAGAGUGUGCAACAGUAGGUGGCACCAGAGCCAAUGACAUUCUAGUUUUGUCCCCAUCCUCCUCUCUGCUGAGUUCAAAAAGGGCAACAUUGAGACAAAGAAGGAGGACCUAACUUCUUAGUAGGCAUGGUGGAGAUUGCACUGCAAGUCUGGAUCCACCUCUCUCUAUAUAUAUUUUAAAAAAACAGAUAUAGAAAAGGGCAAGGAAGAAAGCAACCCUAUUUAAACAUUUCAUCCUAAGAUUAAUAUUAUUAAUAUAAUGAAAAGAAAUGAAAUGAAAAGAAAAGGAUGAUAAUAAUAAUAAGCUAAGUUUUUUGUCAUCAAGGUUUUUUUUUAAACAAUCCAUGCUUUCCAAAACACAGCAGGACAGUGUCUGAUUGUACAUUUUUAAAAAAAUUAAAUAAAAGCACAAUUUUACUUUUACAGAAA